GGCGGGCAGGCGGCGCGGCGCUCCAAGCGGCUCCGGCCAGCAGGGCAGGCAGGCGGGCGCGCAGGCCUCGUCGGCGCCUCGUGGGGAGCAGGCCUCGCGCGCCCCUAGUGGCCGUGGCCGCCGCCGCCGCGAGUGGGACGCCUCCCGCUGCCGGGCGCCAGCGCGCGACCUCGCGGCUCGGGCAGCUGCAGCGACGGGCUGCAAAUCCGCGGGGCGGGCGGGCAUCUCGCGGCGAGUUCCCCGGGCAGCGCGGGGCUGCCCAUCGCUUCCCCCCAAGCAGGCAAGUCCGUGGCCGAGGAGCCGCCGGGCGGCGCGCGGGUCGCGAUGAUGCUCCCGGAGGCGCUCGGGGAGAGCUUGUCCCCUUCCUCGGAGGCGAGCGAGCGAGCGAGCGCGCGGCUGGGCUCGGCUAAGGCACGCGAGGCUGGCUGGGUCGCUGGCGCUGCGGCCACCUCCGCGCGGAGCUUGGCUUGGGCACCGGCUCUGCCAAGGCGCCGGAGCUCCGCCUCCCUCUCCCCGGGCAGCGAGGACGACGGCGAGGAGGAGGCCAGCCGGGAGGGAGCGAGCGCGGAGAGGGAGGCGGCGGCGGCGGCGCGCGCGCGCGCGAGGAGCGGGGGGGGGGGGCGGCGAUGCAAGCCCUGGGCUGCGCUUCCCCUGCACUUCCUCCUCACACACACCGAGAGAGCAGCUCCGGCUCGGACACAGCCCGGCUCGGCGCGCGCCCCGGCAGCAGCGGCUGCUUGGCUGGGCUCGUGGCGCGGACGAGCGGGGCAGGCGGGCAGGAGGGAGGGCUUCCUUCGGGUGGAAGGGACUGAACGGAGCGGCGCGGAUUUGGAGCGGAGCGCGACGGCGCGGGGGGCUCGGAGAGCCCGGCUGCUGGCGGAUUUGCUGCGGAGAGCAGCGGGCAGGCGGCGGGAGGCGAAGAUGCCCGGCGAGGAGCGGCGAGCCAGGAGGAAGCCCCGGGCGCCGCGAAGUAAGGGAGCGCGGCGCGGCGAGCAGGCGGGCGGGCGGGCAGCCGGGAAGCGGCCAGGGCGGACCCCGCGGCGGAGCACCGCGCUCGGCUCGCGGCUGUGUCGGAAUGCGGGCGCCGGGCUGGAGGGAAGCGAGCAAGGCAGGCGCCCGCUCGAGGCUGCGGGUGGCGGGAGCAGAGGCGGGCGAGCAGCCGCGCAGCUCCCCGAAGAGGGACGGGCGAGGGGUGGGUGGAGGGGCGAGGAUGGGGAUACUUGGUAGGCAGCUUGUGGGGGUCAAGUUUUUGCUCCAGCCGGCAGGCGACUCGCCUGCGGUCCUGCGCCGGGUCCUUCUUCCUCUCGCCGCAUCCAGCUGCUUCGCCCCCCCCCCUCCGAGCUGCGGCGCCUCUCUUGCUGCUCUCCCUCCCGGAGCCAAUUCGAUUCAUUCUCUCUCCCCCCCCCCGCGCCCCUCCUUUUCGGCACCCUAUUUUUUCACGGAUCGGGGUCUCAAUGAAUCUUUUCCAAUCUGCGGAGACUGGAGCGCCCCCGAAAUCGGAAGCAGCUCCUGGGGGGAGGCAGUGAGGGCUCCGCACACAUUGCUACCCCCCUCCCGUUACAGGCGAGAAGCAGCGGGGGGGGGGGGACGACAGGGAGGCGUUUGUGGGCGACGCCUGGCUUCCCCCCGAUGGCUGCACCCCGAUGCGCUGUGUGCGCCCCCUCCCGGAUCAGAAAGGGGGGCAAGUAGUCGGGCUCCGGCCAGGACCCAAGCACCCUCGCCUCCUGCCACUUGUUGGGUGCUGGGGGUGGGGAGAACUCCGCUUCGCUCGUGUGCCCCCCCCCCGCCCCGACGCCUGCCCCUGCCCCGGAAUGCCCUGCCUGUGUGCGGGCUCCGGGGACGUGGCAUCCCUGCAAGCGCCUUUUCGGACUGCGCGUGUUUUGCUGGUGCGGCGAGGGGGGGGGGGCGCGGGCGGGCGAGGCUGGCAGCUGCCCUGGCUGGCGCUCGUGCUUCGCUCCUGCGCGCGGAUGGCCGAGGCGGCAAGCGCGCCUCCUCUUCCCCGGGUGAAAAGUGCGUUGCAUUCUCGCCCUUGCCAGGUCCCCCCUCCCCGCGCGCUCUGUCCGGGCAUUGCUGCUCCGGGGUUGGGGUCUCGAGGAGCGCCUGCACGGGAAAGGGUGCUGCCGCGCAGCGGGUUCGGGUGUAGAUGCGCCUCCUUCGGAGAGAGACCCCGAGGAGUGCUUGGGAAAGGAGCAGAAGGCAGCCCAAGGGAAGGCUGGGGAAUACGCACGGAAGAGGAGGAAGGCGAACGGGGUGCGUGUGCAUGCAAGAGCGGACAGGUCUGAGGUGAACUUCAGGUGUUGGGCAUGUAAAGGAAGUGGGCAUGCAUGGCUGGUGGAGACCCGGGUUUCUGCGCUGGCGUACGCUUUCGGUGAGAACUCGCGUCCGUAGCAUGUCGUCGGUGAAUCGGCGUGUGUGUGCGCGCAGAUGAAGUAUGAUGGGUGGAAGAGGGGGAGACGUGGAAGGUGCACAGAAAAGAGGCGCCCCUGGGUAUCCCGGGGGGUGAGGCAGGCUGGAAAGAUGUGGCGGUGGCGGUGCAUGUACUUUCCUAUGGAGGAGGGGCAUGUGAUGCGUGUGUAUCCUAUGAGGAUGUUCCUAGGAGUGAGGGAUGUGUUAGGUGUGCCCUGCGAGAGGGGCUGUAUGGAUUUGAUUGUGCAAAAAGCCAUUUACUGUGUUGUUGCCGGAUUACUUGUUGCCAUUCGCUCUUAACCCGACCUCUUUGAGGGGCUGGAAGGGUGGGGUGAGGCGGAGUCCCCUUUAUAUGCAGCCUUGUAUGCAGAUGCUAACUAUGAAUCAUGCUCUAUUUUCCUCUUCCCGUUUGUGGUUACUGUAAGUUUCUAGUCCAGCAACUGGGGACCUCUCAUUUUCCCAGCGCUAGUACUGAAUGUUUCUUAUGUGUUACCCAACCAAUGAUUAUUUUUAAAAAAACAAAACUGCAGCAACAUCCAAGCAUUCUUUCCAACACAAUAUUUGAGACCAGAGAAUAAGUUUGUGCCUUUUAUCUGUCAUCACUACGUGAAUUAGGUAGCUGCUGUUUUAAGGGUUUUGUAUCGUUGUGCACAGCACAAUCUGAUUUCGACCCCAAGCCCUAAUUCUCAUUUGUGCUUCCUGGUGUUCCUGAGUGUGUGUUCUGUUGGCCAGAGAGCUUUUAUUCUGGGAUGUUUCCUGUGCACAGUGUUUUCAGUGUAUGGCUUUCAUCCUAUUGCAUCUUCUAGUAAGGUAGAGGGGUUUGAUAUUUUGAUAGGGAAGUUAUGAGUUAACUGCCAUUGCCAGCUGCUGGUGACCCCAAGGGGUUCUAGGACUCGACUUCUAAAGAAAUCUUUAUUGCUUUCUGAGUUGCCUUAAGGCAGAUCUGUUAUCUCUGUGUUUCCCAGAAUCAAAUGCUACAAAAGACCACCACCACUGUAUCCCUAUAGGCAGAAUGUGCUUCCAAAUAGGAGCCAGGAGGCCUAAGCCCUGCUGAAUAAUUUUGUAUAUGCUAAUGUGUUUACACCUAAAUGAGUUGGAGAAUGGUCUUGCUAAGCCAGUUGUAAGAGGAAGGAAAAAUUGGUCUAACAAAGCCAGGUGUAGAUAGCAGGUGCUUUCAUUGGGGAUUUGAAAGCAUCUCAGCCAGCAUAGGCCUUUGGCCAAAAGUCUGGGUUGCAACAAAUCAGUGGGACCUACAGGGCAAAAGACUAGGUCAUGGAUCAUGGGCCAAAGCCAUAAUCCUCAGCCCCAGCCAACAUGGCCAUGCUUAGGGAUGGGAGUGGUCUUCCAGAAUUCCUGGUGUGCACGCUGUUGGCGGCCUCUGGACCCAGAGCUGGAUUAAGACAUGCUGAGGCCCUAAGCUAUGGCAGUUUUAAGAGGCCCCUGAGCGUUACCCAGACUGUAUUAUUCUAACAAGAAGGACAAUGAAAAUAGAAAUAAUGAACUAUUGUAUUUGUAUACAUGCUGAUGCAUAGGCUAGGAUGGAACUAAAAACUAACAAUCUUGCACAUCUUGCAAUAAGCCUGCUUGCUUAUGAAAAUACCAUAUGAUUUAUUAGUAUAUAUUAAAACAAUAUUAUUAUUUCUGAAUAGAUAUAAAAACACAACAUGACAAAUUAUUGUGUAGCCAUUGAAUAUAUUUCAUCAUAUCAGAAUGAGUUUGUUUUCCUAUUUCCUUCAUUAACCAAUUAUGCAAAACUCCAGAUUUAGGUUAGUUUAGUUUGUUUUUUACUUAGAGGCCUCUCAUAAUCUGAGGCCCCAAGCUGCAGUUUAUUUUGCUUGUGCACAAAUCCAGCACCGACUAGACUAGGCAAGCAGCUCGACAAGGUUAAAGCUCUGACCCUGACUCUGGCUUAGAAGCGUUGCAGAAGGAGCCUAACGAAGUGGUGGAGCUGGAUUUGUUAGGCAAGAGCUUUGGCUUGUUCUGUUUGUUUUUUUUCUUCUCCUGGAUGAAAUGUGGCUUCUCUAAGAUCGCACAAAAAUAAUAAGAAAUGCACUAUUGUGAGACGAUGAAUAGUCUGUGUUGAAGGCUGGUGUUGAGCUGGUGUGUGUUGAGCAUCAUUCUGCAGGAAUGCUGCAAGGGCUUAAGCUCAUAAUGCACAUGCGUGCUCAUAUUGUACAGGGACAUGGAUAGAGAGGAUGUGUAUGGAUGUGCUUGUUUCUACUGGGUAUGCACAUGUAUGAAGUAAUCAACAAUGAAUUUCUCAAGGGCAAAUGCGGUGCAGAAUCCGUGGGCCCCUUUACUGUGACAACUCACGCUGCAGCCUUGACCAUUCUUUAGCCAGGUGUGGCUCAAAAUAUGGUGCUUGAGGUGGAAAUGCAAAAUGGUGACUUUAUUUUAGUAAUUAAGAAUGGUUACAAUCCACUGGCAAGUUCCUUCGGGAACUUCUCAAUGCCCAGAGUCAGCUAUCUUCCUUUGCCUGCAUCUGGUCAGAUUGCACAGGUAAUUACGUUAGGAAAUGCAAUUAUUUCAUUUUUAUCCCAUGAAGUCCUAAUGCGAUGGACUUUAAGGAAGGCUUGGCUAUCCUAUUUCCACAUUUCUGCUGUUGCUAGGCUCUGAAUUGAAUUGGCAGUAGUAUGAGUUCCUUUUUCUGCUCCCUAUUGCAGGCCUACCAUGUUGGCUGCAUCAUUAGAUGACUGAAAUGCAGUUCAGGAAUUGCUUGGCUAUCUGCUUUCUUGGGUUUUGUUAAAUGUUUAGAAGUGGAGCUCUUUGUUUUAACAGGGUUCCUUCCAUUGCAUUGGCCUAUACUGGGCACUAAGUACAAAGUAUUUCUGGGUGAUUCGUGUUGCAAAACAUUGCCCUGUAUUGUAGCAUGCCUCCUUCCACUUUAUCCUCUUGCAAAUCCCUCCCACAUUUUGGCUUUCUCUCAUUUCCUCACGGCACCACUGCCCCCUCCCUUUUCACUGCCCAUCAGGAUAUAAUCUCUAUAGUUUACAGACAACCACCCCCAUCCUAUCUGAGGGGCAGAGUCCAUACGUUUCACGUACAAGGUGGAUUGAAAUCAAACAUCCGCAGCAAUAAAGGUCUAAUAGUAGGGCCUGCUUCAAAGUUUAUCCUGGGUGGGGAGGGGGCAAGGUUGGCUGCCCUAUGAAGGAGGUCCAGUUCCAUUGCAGCUACAACCCCCACCCCCUCCCAAUAUGCAGGGCUAUCUCUGUGCUGUAUUUAUUUUGACUGUUGUUUCUAAGGGCAUUUGCUUUGCUCUAUUCUGGUUUCUGUCCUGGUUUUUAAUUGGUUUUGUGUAUUUUAUUCUGAUUAUUAAUUGGCUUUGUGUAUUUCCGUGAUUCUUUUCUAAAAAAGAAAUGCUUUGUUGAAUUCAAUUCUUCCCCGAAUGUAUCUAUACCAACUAGUUGCCAUAAUAGCAUUUUUUAAAAAUUGCCUAGUGCCUUCGGUGCCUUAUUUCUGGAAAAUUCUGAACAGUUCUUCAGAAACAUGCAUAGGACCAGACUGUAAGCCCUACUUUGUUCAGUGGGACUUCUUUCCAAAUAGUUGUCCAUAAAACCACAGCCUUAAACUCCACAUACAUGAUCUUGCUUAGUAUCUUUACAUAUGUAAGACCCUAAUGAAGUUAUAACUAAAUGAAAUUAGGAUUAUAUCCAAGUAGAUAAAAGCCAAGCAGAAAACACUUAGAAUACUCCAAUACAAAAGACAUGUGGACUGACCUCCAAAGGUUCCCUAUUGCUCCUAGAUCAGGGGUAGGCAACCUAAGGCCCAGGGGCCAGAUGCGGCCCAAUCGCCUUCUCAAUCUGGCCCGUGGAUGGUCUGGGAAUCGGUUUGUUUUUACGUGAGUAGAAUGUGUCCUUUUAUUUAAAAUGCAUCUCUGCGUUAUUUGUGGGGCAUAGGAAUUUGUUCAUUAUUAUUUUUUCCAAAAUAUAGUCCAGCCCACCACAUGGUCUGAGGGACGGUGGACCAGCCCAUGGCUGAAAGAGGUUGCUAACCCCUUUCCUAGAUUGUCCAAAAGCCCCGUGCAGUUGCAACUCAGUACAGACCCAGUUCACAUGGUAUGCUAAGCCAAUCGAUGUGGGUUCCUUCCUACAGGGGAGAUUACUGCUGCUUUGCUGCUCCUCAGUGCCUGUUGCUGCACCACUGUGAGCUAAGCCAUGGUUAGGCUUAGUGUGUCAUUGGAACCUGGGCUCAUAGUUUCCCUUACUCCAGACAAAUGAUGAGCUAUAGCCACGGUUUGUUUUAUGGCUUACUGCUCGUGGGUUUUUUUGUAGGAGACAAAUCAUGAACCUAGGUACGGAUGAUAUGCUGAACCAAACCAUUGCUUAGCUCUCAGUGAUGCAGCAGGAGGACCCAAGUAGGAGCAAAACAGCUGUGGUCUCUCUGGGAAUGCACAUGCUCUUGCAUUUAUGCUAAGUCAGGGUUUUGGUUACCAUGAUGUGUGAACUGGUGGAAAGCAAAAGCUUGUGUAUUUUGAUUAGGAAUCAUAACUAUUUUUUGACCUGUGCAUUUAUAAUCCCCAUUUGCAGCAUACUUUUAGCAAUGCUGUGAAUCUUAUUAUACUGUUUUAUUAGCUGCUGCUGCUGCUGCUACGAAACAUUUUGUGCUACUUUUUAUUGUUUAUUGCUGGUUUGUCAUUACAUUUUAAUGCUAGAUUGUUGUAAGCCACCCAGGUAACAUUGCUACCGGGUAGCACAUAAGCACUGCAAACAAUUAAACAAUUAAAUAUUCACAGUUUGAGAGCUCAACACAUUGCAGAGGCCAGGUAGUUAGGUGGAAGGAAUAAAACAAGGACAUAAGAUUAUCAAUAUGUGUUUCGUGCAGUGAUGGGCCCUCUAGAUAUUUUUGAACUACAAUUUCCAUUUCCAUGACCAUUGGCUAUGCUGGCCUGGGGCUGAUGGGAGUUGGAGUCCAACAUUUGAAGGGCCCUAGUUUAGUGGAUGAUGCAGGUGGGAUAUAGGAUGGCAUUUCUGGGAUCUUUUCAGGGCACAGUAGGUAGCUGAGGAGAAGGGAAUUAAAAGCCAAGAGAGGAGUAUUGGGGUCUGCAUUGCUGCAGAGCAAGCAAUGGCACAUAUUGCCUUCAGCUCACCUUUAGCUCCUUCUUGUUGUAUGAGUGUGUGUAUGCCUGGUGCUUGGUCAACUUCCUGAUACAAAACAGGAAAAAGGAUUGGGCUGAGAAAGUGCUGGGUCAGGCAGGGUUAGCAAAGAAAGGAGUCUAGUGAAAGGAAAUGGGCAGGAAUAGGGAGGCAGCUAACCAGGAGAAAGUAAACGGAGCAGGCAAAAGGGACUAGGAGGAAGGACUAGAGAAGAAGAGUUUGGAUUUGAUAUCCUGCUUUAUCACUACCCGAAGGAGUCUCAAAACAGCUAACAUUCUCCUUUCCCUUCCUCCCCCCGCAACAAACUCUCUGUGAGGUGAGUGAGGCUGAGAGUGUGACUAGCCUAAGGUCACCCAGCAGCUGCAUGUGGAAGAGCAGGGAAGCGAACCCGGUUCACCAGAUUAUGAGUCUACCGCUCUUAACCACUACACCACGCUGGCUCUCAUCUCGGGGGGCAGGAGGGACCGAGCAAGGGAAGGAGGCCCCUGGGCUGAGAAGCGUUCCCCACCUCUCAAGUCCAGCAGGCAGCCUUAUCCACGCAGCAUUUUCUGCCCCUUCCUGGUUCUACCCUGGUAUCGUGCCAUCCAAAAGCUCCUGUCAAAUCCAGUGAGGCAGGGAAGUGGGGCUGAGCAGCUGGAUCUCGCUCAGACCUGGACGGGAACAAUCUGUCUUUGCUGGCUGUUGCUAGGCAACAACUCCCACUGAGGUCCUUUCAAAUGUAAAAAGAAAUCACAAGUAGCUCUCGGUUUGCCUAUUAUUAUUAUUAUUAUUAUUAUCUGUAAGUUUGCAUCCACAGAUCAAACCAAUUACUAGCUGCUUCCCAUUUGGGUAUCUUGGGUAGUUCCAAGACAGCAAUGAGUACAAAUUCUAACUAAAGUCUCAUGAUAAAGACCCAGAGCACUUAUGACUGCUAAGAAGGGUUUAAUUAGCAGUGAUGCCUUAUCCAAGGCAUUUUGGUGUCUGAUGUGGAAAACCUAAAUGGCUAGUUAUUUAUUUUAUUAAAUGUAUAUCGUGCCCUUCUACCCAAAGAAGCCCUAUUCUCUCCCAAAUGGUCACAAUUCACCAGGAAAUCGGUUGACUGAUUUAACUUAUAUGCCACUUUCCCACAUUGAGCUGUGCACAAAGCAGCUUACAGUAAACGCUGAAAACAUUCAAAUAGAGGACAUUGGAAAUACAAAUAUAUAGACUAUGUAAGAAAUGCAAAUAUAUAAAAUGUCAAAAAUCAACAGUUCAGCAAACAAUAAAUUAAAUAUUACAAAAAAAAACCAAUCUAGGCUGAAGUAUAUAAAUACAAAGCAAAAACGAUAGAUAGCCAACCAUAAAGUUUCUGCUACUGGUCUUGCUGCACUCCAAGUUCUCCUGCACAAGUCCUGUUCAAAUAAUCAGUAACUAGUGCGCCAUAAGUCAUCACUGUUUCCCAUUCCAUUGCCCAAAGGCAACUGCAGCCAUUUUUCCAGGGUUUGUGUGUGCAAAGUACAUGCAUGAGUGUACAAAACUAGAUCUGUUGAGUAAGUGGCAGUGAAGCCUGGGCAGCAAAUCUACCAAGCUGGGUAGACCUGGUCCCCAAGACACGUGUACCACACCUACUCUUCCAUUGUGGCUGACCUGCUGUCCAGGCAUCAAUUUUCAACCCAGAGCAAAAACAACUAUUCCUGAAAAACAGCAGCAGGAACAAUAACAAAACCCAUAGCAAUGGUUCAUAUUUAGGAAGAAAAGGCUAGAGAGAAAAACCUCCUGGUUCAUUCCCUGGUGAAGAAGUGAUUGCUGCCCCAAAGGGCAAGAGCAAAUCCAGAAAUUCAGCAUUUGAGAGUAGCUGUGAUUGGGUAGUAGUGUUUGUACCCAAAAUCAAAGGAAAAAAAUGACAGCAGGAUUAAUGAUUUUCCUUAGUCAGAUCUUACUUAAUGCCCCACCCCCCAGUUUAUUUUUAAAAAUAAAUAUGUUGGGGAAUAAGCACCGAUAAACGCCAUCGUUUUUAUUCAGGAGCUGGGCUUAUGGUUUAGAGAGUACAAGUUACACCAGCCCUGCAAAAUAGUUCAGUGUUGGAUCCUUUUUGUUGGGUAAUGUAUGACCGCCCUGCAAUUUAGUCCUGUAAUAAUAAUAAUAAUAAUAAUAAUUCUAUUAUUUGUACCCCACCCAUCUGACUAGGUUGCCCCAGCCACUCUGGGAGUCUUCCAGCAAAUUGUCAAACCAAAGUAAAACAUCACACAUAAAAAAACUUUCCUAUACAGGGUUCGCAUUCAGAUAUCUUCUCAAAGUCAGAUACAGUGGUACCUCGGGUUACAUACGCUUCAGGUUAUAUACGCUUCAGGUUACAGACCCCGCUAACCCAGAAAUAGGGCUUCAGGUUAAGAACUUUGCUUCAGGAUGAGAACAGAAAUCGUGCUCCAGCGGCGUGGCGGCAGCAGGAGGCCCCAUUGGCUAAAGUGGUGCUUCAGGUUAAGAACAGUUUCAGGUUAAGUACAGACCUCCGGAACGAGUUACCGUAUUUUUCGGACCAUAGGACGCACUUUUUCCCCUCCAAAAAUGAAGGGGAAAUGUGUGUGCGUCCUAUGGAGCGAAUGCAGACUCCUCGGCUUCAGCGAUAGCAAUCGCGAGCCUCCGAAGCCUGCGCUCCGGAGGCUUCGCGUUGCUCCGCUGAAGCCAGGAGAGUCUGCUCUUUGAGGCUGGCGGUGGGGAAGCAGCGCUCCCCAUCGCCAGCCCCAGAGGAUGGGGGCAGCGGAAGGCACGCGACGCCUUGCCGCUACCCUCCAACCCGGCUCGAGGCUGGCGGUGGGAAGCAGCGCUCCCCAUCGCCAGCCCCAGAGGAUGGGGGCAGCGGGAAGGCGCGCGACGCCUUGCCGCUACCCUCCAACCCGGCUGAGGCUGGCGGUGGGGAAGCAGCGCUUCCCCAUCGCCAGCCCCAGAGGAUGGGGGCAGCGGGAAGGCGCGCGACGCCUUGCCGCUACCCUCCAACCCGGCUCGAGGCUGGCGGUGGGGAAGCAGCGCUCCCCAUCGCCAGCCCCAGAGGAUGGGGGCAGCGGGAAGGCGCGCGACGCCUUGCCGCUACCCUCCAACCCGGCCGAGGCUGGCGGUGGGGAAAGCAGCGCUUCCCCAUCGCCAGCCCCAGAGGAUGGGGGCAGCGGGAAGGCGCGCGACGCCUUGCCGCUACCCUCCAACCCGGCUCGAGGCUGGCGGUGGGGAAGCAGCGCGUCCCCCAUCGCCAGCCCCAGAGGAUGGGGGGCAGCAGGAAGGCGCGCGACGCCUUGCCGCUACCCUCCAACCCGGCUUCGAGGCUGGCGGUGGGGAAAGCAGCGCUUCCCCCAUCGCCAGCCCCAGAGGAUGGGGGGCAGCGGGAAGGCGCGCGACGCCUUGCCGCUACCCUCCAACCCGGCGGCGGGGCUGGCGGUGGGGAAGCAGCGCUUCCCCAUCGCCAGCCCCAGAGGAUGGGGGCAGCAGGAAGGCGCGCGACGCCUUGCCGCUACCCUCCAACCCGGCUCGAGGCUGGCGGUGGGGAAGCAGCGCUUCCCCAUCGCCAGCCCCAGAGGAUGGGGGCAGCAGGAAGGCGCGCGACGCCUUGCCGCUACCCUCCAACCCGGCUCGAGGCUGGCGGUGGGAAGCAGCGCUUCCCCAUCGCCAGCCCCAGAGGAUGGGGGCAGCGGGAAGGCGCGCGACGCCUUGCCGCUACCCUCCAACCCGGCUCGAGGCUGGCGGUGGGAAAGCAGCGCUUCCCCAUCGCCAGCCCCAGAGGAUGGGGGCAGCGGGAAGGCGUGCGACGCCCUCCCGCUACUCUCCAACCCUCCUUUGGGCUUUGCGGGAGAUGGGGAAUUCCCCACCUCCCGCAAAAGCAGGCAAAGCCGCGCGCUCUUUAAAGGGCUCCGCGGCUUUUCUAGGAGGUGGGGAAUUCCCCACCUCCUAGAAAGCCCGCAGGAGCCGCACACCCUCUAAAGAGCAAGCGGCUCUUGGGGCUUUUCCCAAGGAGGGAGAAGGGACUGACUGGCCGAGUCAGUCCCUUCUUCCUCCUGCGGGCUUUGGGGAGAUGGGGAAUUCCCCACCUCCCGCAAAGCCCGCAAAGCCUCGUGCUCUUUAAAGGGGCUCCGCUGGCUUCUGCUGGCUUUUCUACGAGGGGGAAUUCCCCACCUCCUAGAAAAGCCUGCAGGACCCGCGCACCCUUUAAAGAGCGCGCGCUCUUGGGGCUUUCCCCGAGGAGGGAGAAGGGACUGACUGGCCGUUUCAGUCCCUUCUCCUCCUGGUCGAAAAAGCCCGCAGGAGUCGCGCGGGCUCCUGUGGGCUUUGCGGGAGGUGGGGAAUUCCACCACCUCCCGCAAAGCAGGGAGCAGGUCUGGGAGUAGCGGGCAGGCUGCGUGCAGCCUGUCCGCUGCUCCCAGAGCUGCGGGGGGGGAAAUCAUAUUUUUUUCCUUGAUUUCCCCCCCUGAAAACUAGGUGCGUCCUAUGGGCCGGUGCGUCCUAUAGUCCGAAAAAUACGGUAAGUACUUAACCCGAGGUACCACUGUAGUUGUUUAUCUCCUUUGCAUCUGAUGGGAGCACAUUCCAAAGGGUGGGCACCACCACCGAGAAGGCCCUCUGCCUGGUUCCCUGUAUCUUCACUUCUUGCAGUGAGGAAACUACCUGGAGGCCCUCAGAGCUGGAUCUCGGUGUCCAGGCUGGAUGAUGGGUGUGGAGACAUUCCUUCAGGUAUACUUGGCCGAGACCGUUUAGGGCUUUAAAGGUCAGCACCAACACUUUGAAUUAUGCUCGGAAAUGUGCUGGGAGCCAAUGCAGGUCUCUCAGGACCAGUGUUAUAUGGUCCUGGCAGCCACUCCCAGUCACUAGUCUAGCUGCCGCAUUCUGGAUUGGUUGUAAUUUCCAAGUCACCUUCAAAGGUAGCCCCACGUAGAGCGCAUUGUAGUAGUCCAAGCGGGAGAUAACCAGAGCAGGUACCCCUCUAGUGAAACAGUGCGCAGGCAGGUAGGGUCUCAGCUGGCGUACCAGAUGGAGCUGAUAGACAGCUGCCCUGGACUCAGAAUUAACCUGUGCCUCCAUGGACAGCUAGGAGUCCAAAAUGACACCAAGGCUAUUCACCUGGUCCUUCAGGGUAGGGUUGCCAUAUGUCCUCUUUUUCCAAGACAUGGCCUCUUUUUCAUGGGUAGAGUCGUCAUAGCGAUCCAUAGUUAAAAGUAGAGGUCAGCAAAUGUGUCCUCUUUUCUGCUCAUCAAAAUAUGGCAACCCUACUUUAGGGGCACAGUUACCCUCUUGAGGACCAGGGGCUCCCCCACACCUGCCCUCCCCGUGUCCCCCAGAAACAGUACUUCUGUCUUGUCAGGAUUUAACCUCAAUCUGUUGAACGCCAUCUGAGUAAAACCUUUACAGGAGAUCUUGGAGUCCUUAUUAGACCCCAAUAGUGAAGGUGGUUCUGUUAAACUUUGAAACACCUGAAAGAGUCUCCUGGAACUGUUUUCUGUGGAUGCAAUAGAGGUGGCGAAUAAAUUUUCUUUGCUAUCGCCACUAGGUAGGCUCUCACCCAUUGAGCUCUCACCCGUGUUUGGUCCGAUAUGAAAUGAGUUUUUCGCUACCAGCAUUCUAGCCUUCUCAGUCAUGACUCAGCCCUGGGGAAAACCUUGAGGCCAUCUGGGGUCCAUGCAAUUGAGAGGGCACUUUGGAGCCAGACAGUUGAUAGCCCUGUUUAACUCUGCAUUCCAUCAGGCCACCAGGGAAUCAGCUGAGAGGCCAUCAACCUGGGAAAAUUCAUUCCCUACCACUUUCUGGAAGCCAUUUGGAUCCAUUAAGUGGCGGGGGUGGGCCAUUCAAAUCUGUCGCCCCUCCCUGUGGAAAGGAAGGGUCACAGAAAAGUCUAGUUGCAGCAGGAAGUGAUCUGACCAUGGCACUUCUUUUGUUCUACUGGAACUUAGUGUUAGAUCACCCACUUCCACAGAGGAAAAUGUCAAAUCUACGGCGUGUCCAUGACUAUUGAGUAGGGUCAGAUUUAUGCAAGGACAGACCCAUGGAGGCCAUGCUUUCCACAAUGUCUCAAGCAGCCCCUUGUAUGGCCAAGUUGGCAUGGAGGUUAAAAUCCCCUAGGACAGAGGUUUCCAAACUUUUUGAGUCCAUGGCUCCCUUGACCAGCUACAUUCUUUCUGUGGCACCCCUAUGGGGCCCAAGGAGCGCAGUUAUGUCACCCCUUGCCUGCAGAGCUGAUCGCCUCUCACCCUUUUUAAAACACCUCCCCUCAUCCUCCUCUCCUCUUCUCCUUGGGAGUCCUCCGCGUAGCUGCUGCUGCCAUACCUGGUCUCUGAGCUGCUCCCCCGCCCUGCCCCAGAGGCAUCAUUCGCCUGCCGAGCUUAUAGCCAGGGCUGCUGCAAUAAACAGGUGUGCAAGGUCGCAGCACCCCUGACCAUCAUUCAAGGCACCCCAGGGUGCCAGAGCACACUGGUUGAAAACCAUUGCCCCAGGACCACCAGGUUAAAUGUCUCCAGAACAACAGGCAGGGGAUCUUUGGUGCCGCAGGGAGGUUGGUACACCAUUAGGAAUCCUGUACUGCCUCUAUUGCCCAAAUUCCAGAACUAGUGUUAUACAAUCCAGAUAUAUACGGGUAAAGGUACCCCUGACCAUUAGGUCCAGUCGUGAACGACUUUGGGGUUGCGCGCUUAUCUCGCUCUAUAGGCAAGGGAGCCAGCAUUUGUCCACAGACAGUUUUUCCGGGUCAUGUGGCCAGCAUGACCAAGCCGCUUCUGGCAAACCAGAGCAGCUCAUGGAAAUGCCGUUUACCUUCCCGCCGGAGUGGUACCUAUUUAUCUACUUGCACUUUGAUGUGAUUUCAAACUGCUAGGUGGGCAGGAAAUCUAGAUAUGUAAUUAGAUAUAUAAUCUAAUUGCCAAAUGGCACCUUAAACCUAAGUUAGUCGCCACAGUGGAAUGUCUAGGUGGCAUUUCCCCACCACAACUGGAAUUUGUUGCUGUUGUUAGUUUCAUUUCUAUAGCAUUUUAUAUUUUAAAGAACAAAUCUCAAAGUGGUUUACAGCACAUUAAAACCUCAAAUAAAACAAUCCAGAAUAAAACAAAUUCAAGCUCCAAGGAAACUAUUUCAGAUCCUUAUCUGAGAGACAUUUUGCUCUUCCCAUUCACCAACCUGGCAUCCAGAGAUCUCCACAUGGUCACUGUUGGACCUGCCAGUUGUAAAAUGUGCCCAGCACUUGGCUAAUUUCUAACACUGUUCUAGAACAUGCACUCAGAGAACUGGGUCUCCUUAAUGGGACACCUGAUGAAAACUGAAGGCUUCCUAAAAACCACUGCAUUCACCUCUCCCUACCCACAUGACCUGGGCUGCUGUGUGUAAGAGAAACAUGGUAGACAAGCAGCAGCAAGAACAGGCCCAUCUGCUUCAUCCAACCAAGUCUCUGUUACAUGUGGUCAGUUCCCCCAGCCAUGAUCAAGUCAUGGAUGGCACUGGUUUUCUUGGUCAUUGACCUGGCGCUGCAGAGCAGCACCUUCAAGUCAUGUGGGACACCCUUGUUGACACCUGCAUCCUUCUGGGAUAGCCUUCAGAUAGUGACUAAACCUGCCUCCUUGGUAAUGCCAUGUUCUGGUCCUAGUGCCGCUCCUGCUGCUGACCAGGGUCACUGAGAUUGGGUGUUCCAUUGCUCCCAUCCUAGUGGUACCUGCCCCAUCCAUAAUAUUGGCUAGCAUUGUGUUGUUAUCCAGUCAGCUGUUGUGUGGUUUUGGUUUUUAAGGAAAUGCUGGGGGAGGGGGUAAUUCCCACCCCGAAAAAAUUCUCACAUAUGUUAGGGCAGGCUCUGUUUAAUUUGACACGAGGUUUGCUAUGACAAGGAUUAUAACUGCCUGUUUUCUAUUUUGCGAUAAUUGCCUGGGAAGUUGGUGUCGUAUCAUGUAUGGCUAGUGGAGUUAUUUAGAGGAGGAGGAGGAGGAAUGAUGAGUGGGAGGAAGUCUGGGUCAGUGAGACUGGUAAACAGGAUGGUAGGCAGAUGGUAUGUUGUGACUUCAAUGCGCUGCACACUGUUUGGAGGAAGUGAGUUUGGGUUGCACUUUGGCAUGUUAUUGGGUAGGCUGAGCUGAAGUUGGGUAAUGACUUUGUUUGAAUGUAAGCAAGAUAGCGUUUGAAGAUCCUUUCUGAGAAAGGAAUGUACUUUGUUUUGAGGCCAUGGAAGUGGGUGUGGAGGACACAAGUCUAAAUAGGAUGUCGGUGAUUGGGAUAAAUGGCAGCUGUGCCUUGCUCCCUGGAAAACAAAGGAUGUAUCACAAUCCAUUUCGCUUCUGGAAGUAUUUUAUGUAGCGGUGCAGUUGUUUGUGGGCACAGGUGCAUGUUGUACUUGUGAGUGGAGUAAGUAUUUCUAUUAAAAAGUUGCAAAUGUGUAAUGCAGGCACUUUUUUAAUUGAUGGAAAGGCUUUUAAUUUAUUGGUUUAACCAGUUUAAACACCCUUUAAGGACUAAAUCCUGAUUAACACAAUAAGAAUUACUUUUGAGCAAAAACAGGAUUUUGCAAACAUUUAGCAAUAUUAGAGUUGCACACGUGUCAGCUACAAUUUCACUUGAUUAAUCUACUGAUUAACCAAUGGAGGGCCAACUAUAAUAGUUGAGAAAUAAUUUUCAUCUUGGUUGUCUGUAUAUUAUGUGUCAUACCCUGUGUUGGUUCUGGAGAAUUAAUAUAAUGGAAAGGAAAAGAACAGAUAUCCUUCUUAUUUUUGUUAUCUUACAACUUCCUAUUUUCUUUUUUUAAAAGCACUUAUAUUAAAGUUUAAAGGUAAAGGUAAAGGUACCCCUGCCCGUACGGGCCAGUCGUGUCCGACUCUGGGGUUGCGUGCUCAUCUCGCUCUAGAGGCCGUGAGCCGGCGCCGUCCGAAGACACUUCCGGGUCAUGUGGCCAGCGUGACAAGCUGCAUCUGGCGAGCCAGCACCAGCGCAGCACACGGAAACGCCGUUUACCUUCCCACUAUAAAGCGGUCCCUAUUUAUCUACUUGCACUUAAGAGUGCUUUCGAACUGCUAAGGUGGGCAGGAGCUGGGACCGAACGACGGGAGCUCACCCCGCCACGGGGAUUUGAACCGCCGACCAUACGAUCGGCAAGUCCUAGGCACUGAGGUUUUACCCACAGCGCCACCCGCGUCCCAUAUUAAAGUUUAGUAAUAUGCAAAUUUUAUUUUUAGUAUUCUUCAUUGCAACUAGGUCUUUGGCAAAGCAGCAUAUUUUAGAAAUGUGUGCAUAAAUGCACACCUAACCCACAACCCUGGCUACUGCAGAGAAUACAGGACAAGACAGAACCCUGGCCUCCCCUGGUAUAUCAGCCCUUAGCAUUAUAAUGAUAAACACUAAGAGCUGGCCUACCAGGUCAGACCAGUGGCGAGUGUUGGGUGACAAGUACUCACUUUAUAUGCAGCUGGUUUUGGAAGUUACUGUACCUGUGGCUUCCAUUACUGAGCAACCACUACAAGGGAUCAGUCUGUGUCAGAAGUGCUGACUUCCUAAAUGUAGAACAGCCAACUGCUUGCUUAGGUAGCAAAGCAACAAUAACAAUAAGGAUAACAAUAAUUUUAUUACUUAUACCCCAGUCACUCUGGGCAGCUUCUAGCACAUAUACAAAUAUAAUAAAAUGCCAGACAUUAAAAACUUCCUGAUUUAUCUUUGAGUGAAACUUGUUGUGCAAAAAGGGUAUACAGGUGAUUUUCAACGUACGAUAGUUUACAUUUCUGGGACGGCACAUAAAGCCAAAAUUGCAUAUAGUCAAAACACAGUGGGUGCAAUGGCAGGUGGCCUUCCUUUUUAAUUUUUCUUUAAUUGCCAAAUGUGUAAAGCUCAAUGCAGACAAGUUAAAUGUGCAUAAGUUGCGAGUUAUCAGUAUCUGAUAAGAAGCUAAUAUCUCCUGUCUUAACUGGGUAGGUCGUACUUCUGUCAAUAUUGCGUCAAAAGUAUUUUGUCCAUGACGAGCUGUUUUAAGGAGCACUGCACUCAGAUGAAUUAGUCAUCCCACGCAACUACCUCUGGAAAGUGGCACAAGGGCUGUGCCACACAGUUUUUCCCACACCCUAUCAGGGUGACCACAUCUGGGAUGUUGCAAGAACUUAAUUACCGCUGAACUUUUUCCAAGCUGUGCCUUCCACUGCCUACUGUCUCAUUACCCAAGGAUCAGAGAACACACACUCUGGGAGCCAGGAAUAUGACAGCUUCCUUGGAAAAGGGAAAAACCUUGCCAGUCUUCUCCACACACACACACACCCCGCCGCCCAGCUGUUUGCAAAGUUAAGAUGCUGGAAGCCUCAUUUUCUGCUGGGGAUCAUGUAGAUUGUUAUUCAGCCCACCCGCCCCGCCCGAUCACCUGCAGAGAAAGAUGCUUGCAGCAAUGAUUCACCUUUCCUUUGCAAACAGUUGGGGGAAGGAGGGGGCCUGGUGGGAUUCUCCUGUUCUUGAAGGAGUGAUGUCUGCCACCCGCUGUGCACUGGCGCAUGUCUAGAGUCUGCAAUCCUCACACAGAACGGUAUCGUUCAAAACAAACUGGCCUCCUCUUAAUAUAGCCAAUGUACCUGAGAAAAUACUAUAUUUAACAAAAGUGUGUGUGGGGGGGAAUCCCAUCUUUAUUUAAAAAUGCCUCAGUCCACGAGAGGGCCAUGUGCACACUUGCUAGUUGCUACACUCCUUCCUCCUCCUCCUCUUCUUUUAAAAGUUUAAUCCAGAAAAUCUAUUUGAUAUUUAUUAAACUUAGUUUCUCCAGUUACAGUUUUGCAUUGUACAAAGCAUUUUAAUGACACAGUACUUAAAAAGAUCUUUACAAAUUGAAAUGUGAUACCCUUUCCUCCAAAUAUUUAAUUGCCAUAAAUUUGUUUAAAAAUACACAUUAAAUGCAUAUUUCAGACACUAAACCUUCUAUAAUCUCAAUACCACAAAAUACAUAGACAUACUAUUCCGGGGGGGGGGGGGGGAGGAAUCUAGUUAGUAUAUAAUAUUUUGCUCACCCUUAACAUACAUGAAAUGUACAUACUGACUUAGAAAUCCUAAUUUGGAGCCCCAAAGUACCCUUUUAAAAUUUCAAAUAUUUUGCAAAGUCAAGUAAAUGUUCUUCUUCUGAACAUUGGGGCUCCAUUGGGCCUAUACAUUCUGGAAAUAAUGGAAAUGUUUAGAAUUGGAUGCAUUUUAGUUUGGCAAAUGUAACCUUGAUAACUGGGGGUGGAGUCAACUCUGUCUCCAUUCAUGUUAUUUCUCCUCAGAAGCAUGGGUGACUCCAGCUAUAAUGCUCUAAAAAUCAGGGAAGGAUGGUUCCCUUUCAAUUUUGCUGCAUAGGUUUGAUCUACCUAAGGGCAGGCCAUCAGACCUUCCUCUAGAUCCUUCCAUCACAAACACCUCUCUGCUUCCCCAAAGUACCACAGCCUCCCCUAAUCUGCAGACCUUCAGAUGUGUUGGACUACAACUCCCAUGGGCUUCAGCCAUCAUGACCAUGCCAGCUGGGCCUGAUGGGAGUCAUAGUCAAAAACAACUGGCGGGUACCAGGAUGGCAAAGGCUGCACUGCCCAAAAAAUUAGUUCAUUACACUUCUGUGCCACUCUUCCUUCCAAAGGGGAGCCCAAGAUGGCAAACAUUGAAGUGUUAAAGUGACACAAUUGAAGAUAAGAUAAAAACAUAUUUAAAGCAGUUAAAAACUCCACUGCUGAUCAUAGAGUCCCAAGAUGGAGGAGAUGCAGGAGAGCUACUCCAUCAAGGACUUGAGUCCCAAGCCGUGUAGGGCUUUCUGUGCUAGUGCUAACACUCUGAAUUGGGCUCAAUAGCCCACUGGCAGCCAGGGCAGAGCUUUUGCAGCUGGCAAGAUACGGUCCAUUUGGGCUGCUCCAAUGACCAACCUAGCAGCCUUAUUCUUGUGUAGUUGCAUGGGCAGGGUCUAAAUAAAAUUAGUAGUAGUAGUACUUUCUGGUGAUGAUUCCUACCACAUAGGUAGGCAUUGAACCACUGUGCAGAGCCUCUGACUUCCAGUCCUUUGAGUUGUUCCAAAAGGGCACCAUGAUCAAAAACUAUUGUGAGGCUGAGAAUUUCCAAAAUGGUACUCCGGUCAAAGCCUCAAGCAAACUAAGCUUAUGGCUUGUGGGUGACUAUUCUGUCUGCAUCUCUUCAUCUUCCAUUUCGGCUUCCAAGAAGCAUUACCAUAGUUCAAGGACACAUUCCAGGCAGUUGAAAGCUCUCAAGGAGCGCCCAGAAGAUGACCAUAUGGAUUGUGGCUUGGGGAGAGUCCCAAGGGCAAGGAUAGACAGGAUUGGAGGGCUACAUUUGGCCCUCGGUCCCCCACCCCUGGUCCAUACCAACAGAAGGAAAGUAGAACUGACCAAAGACAUUUCUCUGCCUGAGGCAAAUGACAAAAUGGACCCUUUUCUGCCUCCCACGUACAGCAGCUGAUUGGACUGGUAUCUGAAUCUUAAUUCAACACUAAUGAUAGGACAGAGGCAUCAGGUAUGGGGCGUGGAGCAAUACACGCUGUGAAAGAUCUACAGCUCUCUCCUCCAACAGAAGGGAAUGGCUGAAGGGUGACUGUCUUCAACACCUGCCUCACCUUGCCCAAUGGUAGGGUGGGUGGGCUCUGAAGGGGAGGGCUUGUCUUAUUGUUCCCUUUUCAUUCACAAAAACUAGACCACAUUCUCAGUCCUCAAGUGGGUAUUCGCCAGCAAGAAACGACACCUGGGGGGCAUUGUGGGAGGGGAGCACUAAAAAGGCAUGGUAAAGGACCCCUGGAGGGUUAGUUCCAGUCCAAGGCGACUCUGGGGUUGCGGCGCUCACCUCGUUUCAGGCCAAGGGAGCCAGCGUUUGUCCACAGACAGCUUUCCAGGUCAUGUGACCAGCAUGACUGAACCGCUUCUGGUGCCAAAAUGUUUCCAAAACUGAAAUGUAAGGUCAAGCAGGCACCAUAAAAGGAAAAUGCCAUGGUGUGGAGAUGGGGGGGGUAGAAGGGUUCUGGACUUUGUUUAUUGACAGCUAGUACCUGUACAUCCAGGGCGAAGAUGUUUGGAGAGGGAGGGGGGCUUUGCUUAUUGAAACGGUCCUCUUGCUUCCAAACACAGUGCCUGUGAGGAGCGAUGGCCAAGUCUCCAAAGCAUGAGCUUUCCCCCUCUGGCUUAACUCUUUUGUCAAUUCAGAGAGAGAGGGAGACAGAACAUUUGAAAGAGCUGGUGGGCAGAGUUUGUUUGGUGGGUUUGUUCCAUUAUUCAGCUUGUCUUGUUUUCCUUUAGUCCCUCCCGGCCUUAAAUCUGUGUUUGCUUGCUCCCAGCCUUCCCAUUCUCAGUCCCAUCCUCCUUAUUUUAAAAUAAUAAUUGUUGUCUGAGUCUUAUCUUAGUUUUCGAUUCUGAACCUGUUUUCAUGGGCACAGAUGUUUUCUCCUGGGUUGUACAUGUCUCUUAGCAGUUCUUCCCACAGCUUGUCUUUCCGUUAGUGCUGCUUUACGACCCUGCCUUUUUCCACCCAGUCUCCCUUACCCUUCUUGCCCAGUACCCAGCCUUGCAGCUUCUCCAGUCCUUCCCUAAUUCAUCAUUUCCCAUCCUUCCUUGUAGUAGUUUUAAAAGCAAAAUGGCUGUUCGUUGUCUGCGUGUUUUCGACCUUAACUGUAGCUUUGCCUUGUGUAUGUUAUGUGUAUUGGGUAAAUCUUGCAUGUGUGCAUCUACCAUUGUACGAGCAAGCACAUCGCAGCAUCACACAUUGAACAUAGCACAGAAUGAAAUGAUAAUAAAUCAAGGCACCUGCCUGGCAGUACCGUGGUGCCAACAGAGGCACAAGCGGCAGAGGUGCUGGCAGCAGCAGAAGCACCACUGGCCAGACCGGUUCUCUCCCAGUCAGGCUAGUUCAUCCUCCUGCUCCUGUUGGGGGCGGGCUGCCUACCUAAGUUACCUAAACAGCCCCUUACUGCCAAAGCAACAUCUUAGCUGCUCCUGUGUAAGUUGCCCCAGUAGCGGUCCAGAUCCAAUGCUGCCUGUCUAGGCUGUACCAGUCACCUAAGACCAGAAAGAGUUGGGGGCAACAGUCCCUCAGUGGGGAGGGUGUUCCGCAUGUGGGCCCUGUGUUUAAAGCGCAGGCAGGUCAGUAUGGAAGAAGGGGGUCUGCUCCUUGCAGAUUUUGGUCCUAGCCCAUUUGGGCUUUAAGCACCAAAGUCAGCCUUGGAGCCACCACCAUCCCUGCGCCUCUUGGGCAUCCCUGACCGGGUGCUACAGGGGAGCUGAUACAUUGGGCUAUUAGCUUUGGUAGCUUAAUGCAGCCUCCACGUUCAGGGCUAGUGUACUUUGGAAUGUUGCUUUCUUGGGCAGUUUUAUCAUUUCAUGCCUGUCUCAGGGACCUCUGGGGUCAGGAAAAAAUGCUUGGCCUGCAGAGGCAGAGACCUAGCUGUUCCCAUGUUGGGUAUCAUUGUGAUGUGCCUUCUAUUUCUGCUAUGGCCAGCUGCCUCACAGACUUCCUACUCCCUUGCUAUCUCUUCCCCUGGGCUCAAGGAAGUCAGUGUGCCCCACAACCACCCCCUUCCAAUGGGUCUUCUUCUUAAAGGACAGAGUCAAAAGACUUUUGAAUAGCCCACCCAUCACAAGCCCUGGAGGUAAAGGACUCCCUCACCCUGCAACAGUGGGGGGUGCCACCCCCAGCAGACAGCCCCACCAUCAUUUCUUCUCAACUGCUUCGUGGCUCUACAGCCUCACACCUCUCUGCCCCAGCUGCAUGCCUCUGCUGCCAGACUAAGUUGGCAACCACAGCUGCCUGCCUCCGGUCUCCAGGAUUGGAGAAAUCAGCCUGCAGAGCCAGCUGUGCCGGAUGCCUGUCCGGCUGCCCCCACCCCCGCAAACAUCUCCAUCUCCAAGGCUGCUAUUUGCCUAACCUCCCCCUCCCUCCUUGCCUACCUGCAUUGCUGCCUGAGUCACCUCCUUCUCUGCCGCCUGUUCUCUUCCUGCUGGCCACCCAGACCCACCCGCUUGUCUGCCAGGGGCGAGUACCUGCCACUGUGCUAGCCCUCACUUGCCCAAAAUCUCAGCACUCUCUGUGCGUGCACUGCGUGGUGGUGUUUUUUUUCCAAUUUCCCUGGGCCGUUUGCUGUGGCUGUUCAUGCCUCAUCGGAUCUGAUUCAGAGCCUGCCACUUGGGCUCCUGCCGCCUGCCUGCUUCCAGUGGUCUGCCUCAGUUGUCCAGUGCAUUUGGCAUUGGAAACUUCAACUGCCUGGCUGACGGCCUCCCACUCCCACCCCACCCCAGGCUAAGCUGGACAACCUUCCUGCACCUUGUAUGUCUGGGGCCACCCUGACAUAGAGUCCUGUUGUUUAGUCAGAGCCGUCUUUCCCAUUGGUCUUAGUGGUGUGUUGCGCCAGGGCGCUGGCCUCUCAGGGGCGCCCCAGCGAGUGGGGGAGCUGCGUGGCUUUGCCGGCAGCCUCCCCUUUCCCUGCACGCCCCCAGCUGCGCCCCGCCAGCUAUAUGGCUGGCGGGCGUGCAGCUUCCCUCCCAAGCCUCUGCAUCUGUAAAGACGGCCCUGCUCCUGGUCGUUGUCCUUCUCCUGCUUCCUGGAGAAAGGCGGUGCGCAGCCUUCCCGGGCUGCCUUCUCGGGUGCCCCAACACCGGAGAGCAUAUCCACCAGCACGUUUUCCUGCUUGAUCGCCGCCACCAUGCUGGGGAUCAGGGCGGUGGGGGAGGCAGAGGACAUUUUCCACCGCCCCCUCCCUUGUUUUGGUGUUGCCGGGGGAGCGCCAGAGGGAUCUUUGCACCACGGCGCCGGAUAUGCUUAAGACAGCCCUGUGUUUAGUGUUCCGCUUCCAGGUACUUCCUUGGAUUUUACGUGCUGCAGUUCCUCAUGGGUCCUCCUUUCUCACAGUCAUGCUGAGUGUUGACCAGGAGACUGCUGGCACCACUCUGCCCCCAGCCCCCUGUCUUGCAGGGCCAUGAGGAUCCCUUGUGCUGUGGUUUUUUCAUCUCUGCUGCCCCAUGUCAGCCUUCUUCCUUGGUCUCCCUCUGUGGUGCCAGCUGCCUGCUGCUCUCUCCCUCUCUCGCUACCAGCCCCCUCUUCCUUCCCUAGGGCCGGGGAGAUUGGUGUGCCAACCAAGACUGCUAGGCAGGUAGGCUGGUUGCAGCAACCCCAUAUUUGCCUCGUCUAGUCCACUGUGUCCACUGUGUUCAUCCCAGUAUGAUUGCUGGUGCUGUUACUGCCUCCUAGAUUUUAGGGCCUGGAAUCAAAAUACACAUUCCUAUUUUCUCUCUCUCAUUUUACUGCUGCUGGCAACAUUUUGCCCCAUAUGUGACAGGGUCCCUCUCACGUUGAAAAAGCGACUCCGUUAAUUCUUUCUUUCCCAUCACCACUGCUGCUGACAACAAUCUGCCUCGUAUAAGACAGGGAUUUGAGUAAGAAGUCUCCCAUGUUAUUUUUCUGUGCAUAUCUGCCUAUCAGAUAAGGCAAGUCAGUGGGGUUUCCAAGGAUUGGUGGUGGUUUUCUGAAUUGCAGUUCAGAUUCAGUGGUUGGGUCGGGGCAAUAACUGAAUCAAGUGGGGGCACAACAAUUUGCACUGCCUUCAUUUUAAUGCUCCAAAAUGCUAUUUAAAUGCUAAGGCUGCAGUCCUGGAUGCAGUUACCUGGGAGUGAACCCAAUUGAACUCAAUGGGUGUUACUUCUGAGUAGACUUGGAUAGACUUGUGCUGUGUAUAUAAUUAUUAACCAUUUACAUCAGGGAUUGCAAGUCAGUUUAUUUACAUCCGUCUCCAGAUGUUCUUCCCCCUUAUUGUAGCGUGUGUGUGCAACAGUGAUAAAGUGAAUCUUCCCUCCUGUUAGCAGUUGACUUCUUGGGGAAGAAAAGGACAGGUGGUGUCUCCUAGAAAGAGAACUUGGAAUAGUGGGUCUCUGCUUGGUAUGGCACAAGAAUUAAGUUGUGAUUAUCUCUUCCAAAGUGUUGUUUGCAGAACCUAUGAGGUAGGAACAGGUGCCUUCAGUCAGACCUCUGCCCCAGUUCUGCUUAUACUCUGGGUGCCUUUGGACAGUGGCUGUGGGUCACUUGCAGGUCAUUCAAAUGCAGUUCUUAUGUGUUCACAUUAGCUUCAUUCCCUCAUUCAUUUAUGCAUUUCCCAGAUUUUUGUAUAUAUACAUAACAUAUUUUCCAUUACAAGUCAAUUCUCUUAGGACUUCCCAGUCCAUUCCUCUAUGACAUUCUUUUUUUAAAAUAAAAUAAAAACCCGCUUAAUUCCCAUUUUAUUACACUUCCAUCAUUUGGAAUCCACACCAGAGUUUGGCCUAAUGUAUCCAGGCUGUGCUUAUUUUGUAUACCUGUGUGCACACACUUAAAAAAUCAAAAAAAUCACUCAAAGAUCAUGAGAACAAACAUUGCCAGCCCUUAGUUAUCAUGUCCCAUAAUGGGGGAAACGGGAGGGGAGGGGUAAUAGCCAUUUCCAUUUGGUAUGUAUGAAUGAAUGAAUGAAUGAAUGAAUAAAUGAAUAAAUAAAUAAAUAAAUAAAUAAAUAGGUCUUGCAUAAGAGUAGUAUUUAGCUAUUUUAACUGUUUGAUUUUUCUGGGAUGGAGUGAGUGGAAAUGUAAAAUUAAAAAAUGGGAUAUCGGAUGGUCCCUUGUAACUGUUAGCAGAACAGCCAGCCUCACAACCAUUUUCAUUUAUUUCUUCCCCCGAAAAAAGAAGCCCUGUUGCCACUCCUCAUGUAGGAAUUAAUGAGAUCUAAUUGCUGGCUGGCAGAAAAAAAAAGUUAUGCCUGAACAGCACAGAGAUUUAGAGGAGACUCCCUAAAACACGUCCGGGUGUUUCUGCAUGAAGUGCCAUAGCUCACGGGCGGGGUGCCUGCGGCCCCCUAGUCCGUGAGUGACUGUUGGCAAUUUUGGCUGGGGCUGAGGGGAGCCCCACAACUUUCACUGGGCUGGCAGCCUGCCCUGCCCAGACUGAUGCUAUACCAUUGCCCCCCAGACCAGUGUGCCUGCCGGCCUGUGUUGAUAAUGCCACCUUCCCCUUUGUGUGCAAUGCUGGCCUUUAAAAAAAAAAAAUCAUUCCUAUGGCAGUGUUGGCAAAACCUGCUUCAUGGUCUGACUUGUGCAGUUUGGAUAGCAUAAGAGACUGUUGCCGUUGUGUAGGGUGUAUAGGGUUGUGUGUGUGUGUGUGUGUGUGUGUGUGAAGAGAGAGAGAGAGAGAGAGAGAGAGCGAGCAUAAUACUGGUGUUUGGGUGUGUUCUUAAAGAGCAGCUGUGCUUUCCUCAUUCUCGUGUUAGGUAUAUGCAGCAUAGCUGUCAACGUUUCCCCUUUUUUUAAGGGAAAUUCCCUUAUUCCAAAUAGGAUUCCUCGCAAGAAAAGGGAAAAGUUGACAGCUAUGAUAUGCACACAGACAUUUAUGUGAAGGAAAGCUCACGCCAUAGACUUGGUACGUGGCAUAGUCUGCCUUUAUGGCUCUUUGUCUCUCUGGGAUGGCGCUGUCUGCCCACCAGGAGUCCAUGGGGACAUUGUAGCUGCCCCCCCCCGCCUUUCUGCAUCCCUGGCAGCGAUUACGAGUCUUCCUGUGGUGACUAAGGAGCAGAGCAGUGGGAGGUGCAGCUUCCUACAGGGUCGGGCAGGCGUGGCUAGUCUGGUUUCGGGGUUGGGAUGAUUGACGUCAGCACCUCCAAGGCUGGGCACUCUUCACCUGUUUCCAGGAGGCGGCAAGGCCCAUACAAGUGUUUGCCUGCUCCACAGAGGACUGUGUACAUAGCCUUCAGCAGCUAACAUGCUGCCUCCUGUGAAUAUUCGGCGAAGACUUCUUGGAGUGUACUAAUGCCUGCUCUCUCCCUCCUUUCUUCCAGCUCUGCCACCGUUCAGGAUGCAGCAACUGAUCUCCUGCCUGGGCUUGUGGCUCUUCUUCCAGCUCCCCUGCCUGAGCUCCGGGACACGUGUCGUCUACAAGGUACAGGAGGAGCAGCCACCCAACACACUCAUUGGCAGCCUGGCAGCAGACUAUGGCUUCCCAGAUGUGGGGCACUUGUAUAAGCUGGAGGUAGGUGCCCCCUACCUGCGUGUGGAUGGUAAGACUGGUGACAUCUACACUACAGAGACCUCCAUUGACCGAGAGAGCCUGCGAGAAUGCCAGCAGCUGUUUCCAGGGGACCCGUGCUUCCUGGAGUUUGAGGUUUCCAUCACGGACCUGAUGAACAAUAGCCCACGCCUGCUGGAAGGGCAGAUUGAGGUGCUGGACAUCAAUGACAACACGCCCAACUUUGCCUCUCCCGUUAUCACAUUAGCCAUUCCUGAAAACACCAAUAUUGGGACACUCUUCCCCAUUCCGCUGGCCAUGGACCGUGAUGCUGGCGCCAACGGUGUGGCUUCCUAUGAGCUCAUGCCUGGUUCAGAUGCCCAAAAGCUUUUUGGCUUGCAGGUAGCAGAGGACCAAGAGGAGAAACAGCCACAGCUGAUCGUCAUGGGAAGCCUGGACCGGGAGCAAUCGGAGUCCUAUGACCUGACUAUCAAAGUACAGGACGGGGGCAACCCACCACGUGCUAGCAGUGCCUUGCUGCGCAUCACCAUCCUGGACAUGAAUGACAAUGCGCCCAAGUUUGAGAAGCCCCUCUACGAGGCCGAACUCUCGGAGAACAGCCCCAUUGGUCACUCCGUGCUGCAGGUGAGCCCCUCCUUCCGGGGGGGAAAAGGGGGGAACUAAACGGCUCUCAGGUGGGACUGAUGAAUGUAUUUCCUGUUUGAAAAGCAGGGCAAGGUUGUGUGACUCAAGGUUUAGAAUGACUGGCGUUUUCAGAGGCCGUGCAGAUAUGCCGCUGCUUUUCCCAGCUAAAUUUCACUGCUGUUUGACAAUGUGGAGAGCGGGAAGAGGGCGUGGGGAACACAGAAGUGGCUUAGCAAGGAUUUUCAUGGGGGAAUGAAAGCCAGCUUGGGUGGGAAGGGUAGAAAAAACACAGGUGUGUGUGGGACACACCAUCUUCAGUGCUGGCCCAACCCUGGCUGAGACCUCAUCACUUCAGAAUGGAGAUGGCACAUCUGAUGUUUGAUUUAUGCUCUUAUAGAUUUUUUCAAUUUCAUUGUUCUGUAUGGGACAAUGACAAUAAAGAUUAUCAUAAUAGUAAUAUACAUACACACACAGAGAGAGAGAGAGAGAGAGAGAGAGAGAGAAUUACAACCUUGUUGGAUCAGGAUAAUGCUGAUGUAUGUAUACACACACACGCACACAUAUAUAUGCAGGAGAUGACUUAGGUCAGAACCUUUCCUCCUAGCAUAGGUGAAAUUGGUGGUGCUCAGGCACUGAAAGGGAUUCCUAGGAUUUGGGGUUAGAUAAUUUUACUGUGGGUUUUAAAUUCUAAUUUUUCACUCUUCUGUUGGGGUAUCACCGGUUUAUGAAGCAGCAGCCCAAGCUGAGGGUGUGAGCAUUUGAUUCCUGCUUUUUUAGGAGAAGGGGCGGGGGUACCACCUUCCACCUUGCGUGUGAAGGUGAUACCUGGAAUUGACAUUUAACAUCAGGGCCCUCCAUCCAUCCAGUACAGCAAAAUGAUAAGCAAGAGGAGCAAACAAGAACAGAAAUGACUGGUUGUAAGAGAAAAGCAAACAUUAGGCAGACCUUUUAAAAAAGCAAACAAUGAGUAUGGGGGUGAUUUCUUGGAAUAGGGCACAGCUUUGAGAAAUGAGUAAUCUGUGGCCAAGGUGACUGGCAACCUCUGUUACUGCAGCUCCUGUUGCUUCAUAAAGUGCUUCUAUCUGGUUACCUGGCAGGAGGGAGGGGAGCCUAUGAGGCGCCAUUGGCUUGGCUGGAGCCAAUCGCCAUCUGGUUUCUCCACCUUCCCUUCCAGAACAAUCUCAUACAAUGUGUCUGGAUUGGCUCCCCUCCCUUUUGAAUUAUUCCCAUUAAAUUGUAAACUAUUAUAUUAAACUGUGAAAUCCGUGGUUAUAAAGUGCUUUUCAUGUGUUCACAGUGUGCCAUAUGCAUUUUCGCAAAAGCUCUUUCAAUCAUUCUGUUAGGUAUUUUGUAAAAUAAAUCUCUUUUUGUCUAGAUGUAACACCUGAAGUGGCUUAAGUUACUGCAGGUAAACUUUCUCCUUCAGACACAAUAUAAGAGAUUGGGCAUAUAUGGAACUGUGUGCAGCAAGAAGAGGAAGGGGUGGGUCUUUGCAAUUCACCAUUUUUCUUGCUUGCAUUUUUUGUUGUUGUUGCUCUUGCUGUGGCCCUGCUUGGCUAGUUUAUAUCUUCUCCAUGUUUAUAAUUAAAGCCAAUUGCUGAAUAUCCAUUUUCUGACGACAGCAGAGAGACAUGUUGUCUUGUCAGUAGGGCUGUGGUGUUGUUGUUGUUAUGCUGCUACUUCACAGCCCCCUUUGUUGUCUACUGAGUGGUGCAAUCUUAUACCUGCCUAUUCAAAAGAUGCUCGAUAGCACCAGGUCAGAUUAGUUAUCUCGUAUUUUAACGAGUAACUGAUCGGGCAAAGAUGUACCCUUGGGACAGUCCCACUGCAGGAGCAAGUCAUCACAAUGAGGCAUUGUUGAUGCCCACCAUGCACCUGCCAUUUGUGAGACUCACUGUUUCCUCUAGGUUUUGCUGACACCUCUGAGUCCUGAUUUUUGGAGCUGACACCCCACUCUAAUGAAUGCAAAAGGAAAGUGUGGUUUCCCACAACCCAAGAGGCACAUACAGAUCUAUGGUUGCCUCACCUCAAAAAGGAAAUUGAAGAGUUGAGAAACAUUCAGGAAAGGGCAGCCAAAAUGAUCACAGGUGUGGAACACCUGUCCUGUGAGGAAAGGCCCCAUGAUUUCAAGCUCUUUAGUUUAGAGAACAAGCAAGUGAGAAGGUAGUAUGACAGAAGUUAAUAAAACUAUGCAUUGCAUGGAGAAAAUGGAGAAAGGUUUUUGUCCCUCUUUCAUAACACUUGAACUGAGUGUUGGAAGAUUAGGAAAGAUAAAAGAAAGCACUUCUUCACGCAGCAUGUAAUUAAACUAUGGAACUCGCUCCCCUAGUAUUGAUCUUGGGUUUGCCCCUUCUCAGCUAGGGAGUCAUUCAAUGGUUUAUGCAGUAAGGACUUUCUCUGCAGAAAGCCUUUGGCACAGCCCCACUUCUUUCUAUUGCUCAGCGUCAGGGACCUGCUGGGUGGUUUUUGGAUUGGUUUUCUUGGUUAAUUCUUUGCAUACCAGAGUGGAAGAGGUGGCCUCUCAGCUAGACCAGCCAAGCCAGUUCCACCAGAAAGAGAAAUGCCUCCUGUCAGUCUCAGGCAAGACCUGGGCUUUUAGCCAAGAGCUGAAAGAACUGAGGAGCCUAGCAAGCUUCUGCUGGAGUCAUGGGAUGUGGGUUAUGGAGUUAGCUGGGGCAUUGUUGUAUGUGCAGCUGGGGCACUUAGAAGACAGUGUUUGGGUGUAUCAGGUAUGGACUGUGGGUGUCAUCUUUGACUAACAGAGGACUUGAAUGGCAGGAUGUAGUAAUAGUGGUUAUUUAAUUGGGACAAUUUGCAUGUAGUGAUAAACCACGUUUAAUGACGAUGGGGACGGCCAGAUCACUCUGGCUUUGCUCCUCCCUUGGUGGAAGUGGGAGUAGGAAGCCAUGAAGCCUUUGCUUUUCAUUACCAAGGUUGCGGUUUGUUUCUCCCUAACAAACCAUGAUCAGCAAGUCAACAGCAAACCAUGACUUCAUGUUGGCUAAUGAUUGUGGUUUGUUAGGGAGAACCACAACCCCAGAUUUGUAAUGCUGUAAUGACAGGCAAAGGCCUUAUGGUUUAUUGCUGCUGCUUGCACCAGAGAAGGAACAAAGUAGGGAGUGAUCCAGCAGCAUUCAUUAGCACACUUCUCAAUAACCCUGACUUACUGCUACAUAUUAAGGAGACCAUUUGUUGCAUUUUACCACACCAUUUCUCAAACGUGGGCAUUGUCUCAUUUUAUCCUCCCCACAACAACCCUGUGCAAUUGAGUUAGGUUGAGAAAAAGACUGGACCAAGAUCGCCUGGUGAGGUACUGUGUAGAGUUCUGGUCACCCCAUCUUGAAAAUGUUUAUAACAGAGUUUGAAAAUGUGUACAAAAGGCCAACCAAGGGAUUGUAGCACCUUCCCUAUAUGUUUGGGUUUGGGGUUUUUUAAUAAAGAACUUGUUGUUUUAGAGAAAAGGAGACAUGACAGAGGUUUAUAACAUUAUGUCUCAUGUGCAGAUAAUAUAUGGAGAUAUAUUUCUGUCUGCUUCCCAGAACACUAGAACGCAGGGCCACCCAAUAAAACCUAUAGCUCAGCUAGUAUAUUCCAGACAGACAAGGAAGAACACAAUGCCUUCUUUGUAAUUCCUCCAUCGCAGGGUGUGGAUGGCCACUGCGUCACAGUGGCUUAAAAGGGGAUUGCACAAGUUCAUGGAAGACCGGUUUAUCAGUUAGAAGAGGCACCUGGAACCUCCAUGUUCAAAGGCAGUGUAUCUCUAAAUGCUAGUUUCAAGGGGGCAAAGUUUGCACCUGGCUGGCCACUGAUGGAAAUAGGAUGCUGAAGCAGGUAGGGCAAAGCUCUUUAAUUUUUCUUGUUAUUUAUGGAUGAGAGAGGAUACGAACAGAUCCAAAGCUGUAGAGUCCACACUACAACAUCUCUUUUAAUGCUUUUAUGACAAGACCAGGCAUGCCUCAUGCUUGCAGGGUUGUUUGUGAGAACCAGAAGUGGAACAGCCCAGAGCUAUGUGAAAAAUAGUGAUUCCUGGAGGUAGACUUACACCUAAGAUUAAAGAUGAGGGAACCUCUGAGGACAUCUUCAGUCUAGGAACACCAUUCAUACAAGAACGCACUCAUGGUUUUCCCUCGCUGUCUUUCAUUUAGACAAUCAAAUUCAGAUUGGGGAAAAACAACCCUUUUCAUUGUUGCUAUUGUUCUACAGUUAAGAGUAAAAAAAGUUGCCAACCUAUUACAAAUCACCAUUGUAGAUCCUGAUGUACUUUCUGCCCACCGCUAUUAUAGACAACAGUGCUAUAAAAGUUUCAGUGUGAAACUUUUAUUGGCAAUCACCAAGAAAAAUAUUGGUAACUUUUGGAAUUUUGACAGGGAUGGCUCCCUUUGGCUUGCAUCUUGCCCAGUGAGAAGCAGCUGUAGUGAACUAGUGCUCUUGGUGUCGGUGCAAUUGAUUCAGUUGACAUCACACGAUGUGAUGCAACACUUUGCGAUGGCUGAAGUGUUCUGUCAUCUCCUUGGUGCAAGGGAUAGCUGGGGCACAUUCUUAAGGUCAGCAAGCUCAGUUUUCUCAGGCAUAAUUUAUCAAGGUACCUGCUCACCACUUCUUUUUCUCAUUGCAGGUGAAGGCCAAUGAUUCUGACCAGGGUGCCAAUGCUGAGAUUGACUACUCCUUCCACCAAGCUUCCGAUGUGGUUCGCCGGUUGCUGCGCCUGGACAGAGCCACUGGACUUAUCACUGUUCAGGGUCCCGUUGAUCGUGAAGACAUCAAUGUGCUCAAGUUCUCUGUGUUGGCCAAGGACAAAGGGGCCAACCCCAAAACUGCCCGUGCCCAGGUGGUGAUUAGUGUCAGGGAUAUGAAUGACAACGCUCCAUCCAUUGAAAUCCGUGGUAUUGGCUUGGUCACCCACCAAGAUGGCAUGGCUAAUAUCUCAGAAGAUGUGCCGGUUGAGACACCUGUGGCUCUGGUACAGGUGUCUGAUCGGGAUGAAGGUGAGAAUGCUGUUGUGACCUGUGUGGUGGCUGGUGAUGUACCUUUCCAGUUGCGACAAGCCAGUGACACCGGAAGUGACAGCAAAAAGAAGUAUUUUCUCCAGACCACAACGCCACUAGACUAUGAGGCCGUGAAAGAAUACACCAUUGAGAUUGUGGCUGUGGAUUCUGGCAAUCCACCUCUGUCCAGCACCAACUCUCUCAAGGUGCAGGUGGUGGAUGUUAAUGACAAUGACCCAGUUUUCAGCCAGAGCUCAACAGAGGUAUCUUUCCCAGAAAAUAAUUCCCCAGAUGACUUGGUGGUAGAAGUGAGUGCUACUGAUGCAGACAGUGGGUCCAAUGCUAAGCUGGUGUACUCCCUAGUGACAGAGCCUUCAUCCAAAGGCAUAUUCUCCAUUGAUCCAGAGUCUGGUGAAAUCCGGGUUAAGACUGUCCUGGACCGUGAGCAGCGAGAACGCUAUGAAUUCUUGGUGGUCGCAGCGGACAAAGGCAGCCCUAGCCGGAAGGGGACGGCCUCUGUUGCCAUCAAUGUCAUGGACCGCAACGACAAUGACCCAAAGUUCAUGCUAAGUGGCUACAACUUCUCCGUCAUGGAAAACAUGCCCCCUCUGAGUCCUGUGGGCAUGGUGACAGUAAUCGAUGCAGACAAAGGGGAGAAUGCCUUCAUUCAGCUCUCAGUAGAGCAGGACAACGGGGACUUUGUUAUCCAGAAUGGUACUGGCACCAUCCUCUCCAGCAUUUCCUUUGACCGCGAGCGGCAGAGCACUUACACCUUCCGACUGAAAGCUGUGGAUUCAGGUGACCCACCCAGGUCUGCCUAUGUUGGGGUGACCAUCAAUGUGCUUGACGAGAACGACAACGCUCCUGUCAUCAUUUCUCCAUCCAACGCUUCCUACAAGCAUAUCCAGCCACACACUAGUCCUGGGCAGCAGGUCAUGAGUGUCGGAGCCGAAGACAUUGACUCUGGGAUCAACGCUGAGCUGCAGUACAGCAUCAUGGGUGGAAACCCCUUUGAGCUCUUCAAGAUUUCGCCCCAGAGCGGAAACAUCACAUUGGAGAAGGAGAUCCUCCGCAAGCACCACGGGCUUCACCGCCUGGUGGUGCGCGUCAAUGACAAGGGCAAGCCGUCUCGCCACGGCACCGCUCUGGUCCAUUUCUACGUCAACGAGACCCUGACUAACCGCACGCUGCUGGAGACUCUGGUGGGACACAGCUUGGACACGCCUAUCGACAUUGACAUCGCCGGCGACCCUGAGUACGAGCGCAGCAAGCAGCGCAGCAACAUCCUCUUCGGGGUCAUUGCAGGCAUAGUAGCCGUCACUCUGGUCAUUGUGCUGGUUGUGCUGGUGCGCUACUGCCGCCAGAAGGAGGCCAAGAGCGGCUACCAGGCGGGCAAGAAGGAAACCAAGGACCUGUACGCUCCCAAGCAAGGCAACAAAGGCAACAAAGCCAAGAGCAAGGUCAAAAAGAACAAAUCGCCCAAGCCGCCCAAACCAGCCGAGGAUGAGGAAGAAACGGGCUUGCAGAAAUCCCUCAAGUUCAACCUGAUGAAUGACUCGGUCAGCGACAGCCCCCGCAUCCACCUGCCCCUUAACUACCCCCCUGGCAGCCCUGACUUGGGCCGCCACUACCGCUCCAACUCCCCCCUGCCUUCCAUCCAGCUCCAGCCCCAGUCGCCGUCUGCCUCCAAGAAGCACCAGGUGGUGCAGGACCUGCCGGCCACCAAUACUUUUGUGGGCACAGGGGACAGCAAUUCCACAGGCUCGGAGCAGUAUUCAGACUACAGCUACCGCACCAACCCUCAGAAAUACACCAACAAGCAGGUAGGAGAGCUUGUCCUACACCCUCCCAGAACCCCCUCACGCCGCACCCGGGCCAUAUGGACAGAAGUGUGGGAGUGACGUGGACUCCGCCCACCCUGAAUGAAUGGACCUUGACCCCUUGGCAUGUUGCAGGCCGGAGCCUGCAGGUGUCCAGGUGCCAGUUGCUCAGGACAGGACUGCUCAGGGAAGAGGCCUCCUGCCAGCCCAGCCGGUGGAGGGAACAACUGUGUGGGAGGCGGGAGGAGACCUUCUGGCUGCAAGGAACAGGAGCUGGCAGGUGGCACCUGGGGGGAAGCAAGCAUGUUGCUUGGGAGGGGCAGGAUCCACUGGCGGGUGGGGUCUCUGUGCGUUCUGCUGGAGCCCUUUCACGGAGCCCUCCAUGUAUGGUGCUCAUUGAAAUAAAACGGGUCGGAAGGCAUGCAUUCUGGGUCUUUGUAUAUGUGUCCCAGGCUCCAGCCACUCUUCCACUCACAAAUCUUAUACCUCGGGCAAGACGCAGAAAUGCCUGUCCCAGUUCUGCUGCAGAGCCUGAUGACACGAGAGCCUCAGUGUAUCUGAGGACGCAGGGUAAGAAAGGCAAGUAUCUUGAGCGGUGGCACAAAGGGUGUGGCUGCAAGGCUUAUGCAUGUGGAAAUGGCACCUGCCCCCGCAGCUGGGGCUUCUCUGCUGCUUUGAGUGCGCCUCCGCUCUGAGGGUUAUCUGUGCAUGCGUUGGGAUACAUCCGUGGAGUACAAGAAAGAGGUUAGCUUUGAGCGCAUGUAGGGCACAGAGCUUAUUGCUUCUUCUUCUUUCUUCUUCUUCUUUUUGUUCUUGCUGUGUUUGAAGCAAGGGCUGGUAUCUGCUGAAAUAAGAGAUUCUGAACUGCAUGACAGGGUACUUGGCAGCUUUGGGAGCACAGGAGAGGGACACCUCCGGCUUGCAAACUGGUUAAUGCACCGGGAAAGUCCGUAGGUGGUGUGGCUUCGGUAGGCUUUGUCCUUUCCUGUCUGUGCUUCAAGCUAGUGACCUGUAGAGGGUUUUCUGUGCAGGGUUCUGCAACAGAUCCAAAGUAUUAAGAGGAGGGGACUUGUCUCCCUGAUACUGUGCCAUGUUCUCCUUCCAUCCAGACUUGUAUGUCCUCAGAGUGAAAAGGUGUUUGCCUAUUGAAGGGUUGCAAUAAAAUACCCGUUUGCUAGUGAGCAUGUUGUGAAGUGUGAAUGUCUGGCUGUUGUACCACAGCCUCUGGGCCAGUGGAGGAGAAGAGAAUGAGGAGGAGGGAAGGACUUUCCUUCCAGAAGUCAUUUUGCCACUGGUAUCCUCCAUUGUUCCUUUUUUGUUUGUAAUUUAAUAUGGCCUGUUUGUGUAUUUUUUAUUAUUAUUUUAUAUGGUAUGUUGGGCAGGGAAAGGGGAAUAUGGGGGGGAAUCACAUUAAAUCAUGUGUCUUUUUUAAAAGAAUACCAUAUAAACAAUAUUUCACAAAUUAGUUUGGAAUACUGCUAUAGCAUUAUCCCAACGGGACCUACUAUUUUAAAAAAAAUAAAAAAUCCCCAGUUGUUUCCACACACAUGCAUUUCUGUUUAACAAAACAAAUGGGUUUAAAUCACAGUAGUGACUUUGUGUGCACUCAUAACAAACUGUAUUUUCUGCAAAAAAAAAGAAGAAAGAAAAUCCUCAUAAAAAGGACUUUUUGAGAGCUCCAGUUUUUGGCACGAGGCGUUAUUGCUGCAUUAUCAGUGUAUAAUCUAGAUAGCAUUAUUUUAAUCCAAAGAACUGUUUGUAUUGUUUCUCACACCCAUUUGGUGCUCAGAACAACAGGGAUUUCAAUUUUUUAUAUCCUGCCUUUCCACCAAGAAGAAGAAAGCAGCCUAUAUGACUCUCCCUGGCCCUGUGUCAUCUUCACAACCACCCUUAGAAGGAGAUUAAGCUGAGGGAUAUUACCUGGUCUAAGGUCUCCCAGGGAGCUUCAUGGCUGCAUAGGGAUUUGAAGCUGAGACUCCCCAGUCCCAGUCUGACACCGUGGUCAAUACACCACGCUGUGUUUUUAUGGGGGCCCUAAGUAUUUAAUUUUCUUACAUAACCAGCAAAUCUGCUAAACAUCUGUAGGGUUAGAUUUGCAGUACGCACACAGCAGAUUUGCAGCACAGUUUGCUCAGGGGUAGAAGUGUCCCUGCUGAGAAUGUAAACAGCUUUAACAAUACAUUGUUGUAAGCCAAAGUGUCUUAAGAACUUUUUGUUGAAGUGUAGUGUAUGUACAUGUUCCAAAUAAACACACAAGUGUUUUAAUUGUUUUUACUGGUCACAUUUAAGGAUACAGAGGUUGCUAAUUUUUAUAUAGGUACUGUCAAUCUUUAUCUGAAAAACACACCUGCAGGUCCAAUUCCCAUUUUACCUUACUUGAAAAUGGUUCAGCCUCUGUUGUAAUAGUAUGUACCCUUUUCAAUAUUUCCAGUGUCAUGUUGUGGCUCCUAUACACACUCGCAUGGGAGUAAAUACUUUUGAGUACAAUUUCUGAGUUGACCUGCAUAAGGUUACCCUGUUUGUUUCCUUUUUAUAUUAUAUCAUGUUUGGACAUUAAGAACCCCAUCCCUAAUGCUGGUAGUUCUGUAAUUAUUUAUUAUAGCAGCAAAAGGUAAAAUUAUAUUGAUCAUCACAGUAUCUGCUCAAUUUUUUCUUUACCAUCUCCAAAACAAUACUUAUCCUACUUAUUGAGAAAUAUUCAGCGCCCAAAUUUUAGACUAUAGUGCUGGUGAUACUAGGGGCACUCCCAGAGCCAAAAUCCAUUUAUAUUUCCCCCAGAUGUUUACAGUUGCAGACUUAAUUACAUGAUUCUUUAAUUUUAUAGAGCUCCUCUCCUUCUCUGCCCCUUCCCAAGGUCUAUCCCUGUUUGCUCUACAAACUGCCCCCCAAGUUCACUACCUGGCUCCCACCAAAAGGAUAAAACCAUUAAAAUGGCAGCGUAGUAAUAAUUGUUGCCAUGCUGAGAAGUCUCAAGCCAUCCUUGGAUACCAAUUACUGUGAAUUUUCUAAGCUAAUUCUUGUGUCCCUCACCCUCCAAUGGAUUGAUGGAUUAAUUAAGUGGAUUUGAAUCUUCUUAAGUGUUUUUUGAGGGUCAUAGGUAGGGAGAGGGAGCUUUCAUUUUAACAACCGGAAGCCUUCCUAUCCAACAAAAACAUUUCCCCCACCUGGUUAAAUUGUGACUUGGCUCAUUAAGUAAGGGGUCGAUCUUGUCUUUAAACAACCACCAACAAAGGCACUCAUUUGAUUACAGGCAACUCCCCAUUUGUGCAGGGUUUGUGUUCCAAGGCACCAUGCACACUGGCAGGAUGUACAUAAGCGCCCUCCUCGCUCUGCCCCAGCCUCAAACGCAGUCAAAUGGGGAAGAGUAUCAGGGUGAAGAGGUGGGGGUAGCUGUGCGCAGGUGCGCAGCCUGGGAGUCACUUUGGACUCACAGCAGUCCAUGGAGGCACAGGUCACUUCUGUGUCCAGGGCAGCUGUUUAUCAGCUCCAUAUGGUACGCAGGCUGAGACCCUACCUGCCUGCAGAUUGUCUCACCAGAGUGGUGCAUGCUCUAGUUAUCUCUCGCUUGGACUACUGCAAUGCACUCUAUGCGGGGCUACCUUUAAAGGUGACCCGGAAACUACAACUAAUCCAGAAUGCGGCAGCUAGACUGGUGACUGGGAGCGGCCGCUGAGACCAUAUAACACCGGUCUUGAAAGACCUACACUGGUUUCCAGUACGUUUCCGAGCACAAUUCAAAGUGUUGGUGCUGACCUAAAAAGCCUCAGCCCAGUAUACAUGAAGGAGCAUCUCCACCCCCAUCAUUGAUCCCAGACACUGAGGUCCAGCGCCAAGGGCCUUCUGGUGGUUCCCUCACUGCGAGAAGCCAAGUUACAGGGAACCAGGCAGAGGGCCUUCUCAGUAGUGGCACCCGCCCUGUGGAAUGCCCUUCCAGCAGAUGUCAAAGAGAAAAACAACUACCAGACUUUUAGAAGACAUAUGAAGGCAGCCCUGUUGAGGGAAGCUUUUAAUGUUUAAUAGACUAUUGUAUUUUAGUGUUCUGUUGGAAACUGUCCAGAGUGGCUGGGGAAGCCCAGCCAGAUGGGUGGGGUAUAAAUAAUAAAUUAUUAUUAUUAUUAUUAUUAUUAUUAUUAUUAUUAUUAUCCUGCUAAGGCAUGUCUCAUAGUAGUUGUUUAAAGUGUUUUAUAAGUGCAAUUGUUUUAAGUGUUUUUACAUAUGUAGCUGUUUUAUAUUUGCUUUUAUGUAAAUCAUUUCACGACACCUCAUAGAAAGCGAUUCAUAAAUGAAAUGGUAACAGCAUAAUAAUAAAAUUGCACAAAGGACCGGCCCAUUUGCACACAGCGCAAGGGGAGGCAGAGACUCUUUGCAACGUGGAUGGGAUGGGGGAAGAAAGAGAUGGUGGCCUACACUUAAUCCCAAAGCAGCAGCAGAUAGGAUACCCUCAAAAACUUGAUGUUGGUUUAAGUCUGGGUGGAGCUUGCGCAGGAGAAGGAGGAGCAGAAAAUUGGUGGGGGUGGACAGACACAUGAAACUGCCAGCCGUGUAGUCAUCAGGAGCUGGUUUGGAAGCAAGGUUGUCCUACUUAACUGAAGCACCAGCAGGAGAAGAACUUUAUCAGAAAUUGCCACUGUUAUUAGGCCCCACCAUCUCCAACUGCUGACCAGUGGCUGUGGAGAUGCAGCAGCCCCUGAGAGCAUCACUGCAGGGUUCAGCAACACCCCUUCCUCGCUCUGUGGCAGCCAUGGCAAUGGUUUACCUUCUCUCCCCUCUCCUGGACCAAAGAGGGCAGGUGGCACAGGGCGGCGGCUGUUGCUUCCUCAUCCAUCUACUAAAGCUGGCAAGUGUAUGGCCGUUCCGAGGAAGAGGAAGAGGAAGAAGCUGCUCCUGCCCCUUCCCAUUUUCUUUGAGAGCCAGUGUGGUGUAGUGGUUAAGAGCGGUAGUCACGUAAUCUGGGGAACCGGGUUCGCGUCUCCACUCCUCCACAUGCAGCUGCUGGGUGACCUUGGGCCAGUCACACUUCUUUGAAGUCUCUCAGCCCCACUCACCUCACAGAGUGUUUGUUGUGGGGGAGGAAGGGAAAGGAGAAUGUUAGCCGCUUUGAGACUCCUUAAAGGGAGUGAAAGGCGGGAUAUCAAAUCCAAACUCCUCUUCUUCUUCUUCUUCUUCUUCUUCUUCUUCGAGAAGUCCAGCAGGGUGAUUCAGCUCAGUGGGGAUACGCAAAGGGAGUGUGCCCUCUUUUCUUUUGCACACCCUUUCUGGGUAUUAGGGUGGUGAAAGUUUGGGGCUGUGAUCUAGAUUUCUUUUCCAUAUUGCAUUGCAUUGGAGAAGCUCUUCAUAAGCGCUCUAGCAUCCCACCCUGCCUUUAGUCUGUGCAACGGAGAGCAAUGGCAGGAAGGAGGAGGGAGGGCGAAAGGGACCCUUCCUUUGCUCCAUCCUGCUGAGGAUGCUAAGGAGAAUAGAGUUCAUGUUUGGGGAGGUUCAGGAGAGUGGCAGGCGGCAGGUGGGUUAGAGUACACCUUUCUAAACACUUGUAUUGGGUGCCGUAUUUUUCGCUCUAUAAGAUGCAGCAGACCACAAGACGCACCUAGUUUUUGGAGGAGGAAAACAAGAAAAAAAAUAUUCUGAAUCCCAGAAGCCAGAACAGCAAGAGGGAUCGCUGCGCAGCGAAAGCAGCAAUCCCUCUUGCUCUUCUGGCUUCUGGGAUAGCUGCGCAGCCUGCAUUCGCUCCAUAAGACGCACACACGUUUCCCCUUACUUUUUAGAAGGGAAAAAGUGAGUCUUAUAGAGCAAAAAAUACGGUAUUUUCUGGGUUUUCAAAAGUGCCCAUAGAAAGUGACAGCAUUAAAAUCCCUAGCCAUAAUUAUUUCAUGUUAUUGUUGUUGUUGUUUUAUUUAUAUAUUACAUUUAUAUCCCACCGUUCCUCCAAGGUGCACAGGGUGGCACACGUGGUUCCUCUUCCUCCCCAUUCUAUCCCCACAACAACAACAACCCUGUGAGGUAGGUUAGACUGGCCCAAGGUCACCUGGUGAGCUUCCCAGCUGAGCAGGGAUUUGAUCCCCUGUUUCCCAGGCCCUAGUCCAACCCUCUGGUGACCCCAUCACACCAGCUGUCAUUUGUGACAUUGACCAAUCACGUUCCUUAAGCCAAGAAUCCUUCUAAGAACUAGGGGGAUUGCAGGGAAUAUGCAACCGUGGGAAAGUCCUGGCUCUGCUCUUCUACUCUCUUGCCCUCAUUCUGGUGCUUCUACAAAAGCAGGUGGGGAUUGAACAAGUGUAAGGGGUCUGGGACCUUGAAUCGGGAAGUCUGCCCGUAGGCUCCCAGUGCACCACCAGAGAAGCCCUCGGGAAGAGAGGGUCUCCAGCUUCAUCUCUAUUGUGUUGCAGUAGUGCCCUAGUAAAAGCCAGGAAUGGGGUUGCUGCUUGGCACUCUGGCCAUAGCAUAUGACGCAAGGAACUCCUAUCUAGCUCUUGCUUCAGGUUUGGUUCCUCAUUCUGAGCAACUCACCCAUGACAGAAGAUGCUAAACAGAUGCCUGCUCUGCCUUCCCUCAAGUUCACUUCAUCAUAUCAUUUGCCCAUUUGGGAACCUGACCAUGGAAGAACCACCAACUCAAGGCCUGAUCUAAAAGCCUGUGAACGUCUGGUUGAAGCACCAGCAGAAUGAUCAGGCUGCUUGUGGAGUGCCCUCCUGCCCAUCCCUUCUGAUUCCAAAGGACCAGCAUCUUGCCUGCACUGGCAGUGGAGGUGGGAGCAGAUGCUCCAGGUCCCUGGUGCAUCCAUUUCUGCCAGGAAUGCCACUGGGAUUUUAAGCCCCAGCAUUUCCAGUAGAAAAACUGGUUUUCCACUUGGCUGGGAGAAGGCCCUCUGGAGAUCUUUCUCUAGAACCUGAUCAGCACCCCUUUGGGUUCAUUAUCUCCUUUGUUUGGAAGCUGAUUGUGAGCCUGUUUGGACUCUCUGCCUCUAGUGGUUCCUGACAGUUUGCUCAGACUCCAUUAAUCUAUGGGUUUACAUUACAGUGGUACCUUGGGUUACAUACGCUUCAGGUUACAGACUCUGCUAACCCAGAAAUAGUGCUUCAGGUUAAGAACUUUGCUUCAGGAUAAGAACAGAAAUUGUGCUCCAGCGGUGCGGCAGCAGCGGGAGGCCCCAUUGGCUAAAGUGGUGCUUCAGGUUAAGAACAGUUUCAGGUUAAGAACAGACCUCCGGAACAAAUUAAGUACUUAACCCAAGCUACCACUGUACUCCCAAAAACAUAAUGGAUCGAGCCACAACUGGGCCCCAGGUUCUGCAGGAACAGAUCAUCACCAGGCAGAAAACUAGUUGUUCUUAGACAAGACAGAAGACUAUCAGAAAACCAUUGUACCACAAGCCAGGAACUCACAGCUCCAAAUGCCUUUACACAAAUGUUUUAAUAGCACCCAAACUUGCAUAGUUUUAUUGCCCAGUGCCAAGCUAUUGUCUAUGCUGCAGCCUGAGACCUGUCACAUGGACAAGACUGAAUUGGUUCUAGCACUAUGGAGAGAAGAUCUCGACUGGGUAUCUCCGUCCCUGAAUGGGAAAGCCCACUUCUCCAUCCUGGGAUGCUUUCUUGGCUGCCUUUAUGAAGAUUUUUGAACCACCUAAGGCCUGCCCAGAACAGCACUUUGCCGACUUAUGUCACUCGCUGGUCAGGUUCCACUUAUGUGGCUCAAUUCUAAUCUCUUACAGGGGAUAUCAGCGACCAGAGAUGAAGGAUGAAUUGGCUGUUGUGAAACCCAUCACUGAGUUAUUGAGCAUGCCUCUGUACUGACACUCGCCUCCAAGAGCAGAAGCAUGGGGGCAUGGCCAAUGAGAUCUUAUGGGUGUGGCCAGUUCUGGUUUUCUCUCCACCCGGCUCCCUUGCAAAGAUACUACAGAUACAGCCAGGAUACAGCUGCUGCCACAGUUGCUUCUCUGCAGGAAAGAAAUAUGUGCGGCCCCACCUGUUCUGGUUCUCUCCCCCUCCCUUUGCAAUGAAAUAGUGGAUUUUUUUUAUACCUAAGUGUUGUGCCUUGGUUCAGAGUUGCCACCACAAUUUCUAGUGUGUGUUCAAGUCAAAGAAACCGUACAUUACUCAGAAGCAGGCCUCAAUGAAUCCCUGGGAUUGCCACCUCAUAAGCUUGUACAGAAUUGCAGCCUGAGUAGGUUAGUCAUAAAGGUGCCCCACAGGCACUGUUUGGGAGGAUACAGCGAUCUUAGUCAUUUCUACAUCAUCUUUCCAGAAUGUGGAAUAGGGAGAAAGGAUAUUAAGUGGACCAGGAGCUGGGAGACCGGGAUUCAAAUCCUCACUCAGUCAUGAAGUUCACUGUCUGACUUGGGCCAGUCUCUCAGCUUAACACACUCCACAAGGUCUUUGUGAGGAUAACACGGGGGAAAGGAGACCCAUGACUGCCACCUAAUAAUAAUAAUAAUAAUAAUAAUAAUAAUUUAUUAUUUAUACCCCGCCCAUCUGGCUGGCUUCCCCAGCCACUCUGGGCGGCUUCCAAAAAAAUAUUAAAAUACUGCUAUACAUCAAACAUUAAAAGCUUCCCUAAACAGGGUUGCCUUCAGAUGUCUUCUAAAAGUCUGGUAGUUGUUGUUCUCUUUGACAUCUGGUGGGAGAGCGUUCCACAGGGAAGGCGCCACACCGAGAAGGCCCUCUGCCUGGUUCCCUGUAACUUGGCUUCUCGCAGUGAGGGAACUGCCAGAAGGCCCUCGGUGCUGGACCUCAGUGUCCGGGCAAAACGAUGGGGGUGGAGACGCUCCUUCAGGUAUACAGGACCGAUGCCGUUUAGGGCUUUAAAGGUCAGCACCAACACUUUGAAUUGAGCUCCUUGGAGGAAGGGUGGAAUGGACACAAACCCAAUAAUGAUUAAAAGAAAUGAGAAUUGUUUAAAAAGUAAAUAUCCAGCCUUCCUGCCCCUGGUUUUGCAUUGGGGAGGUGUGGAGGGCCGGUUUGGAAUCAUUAAACAAACAAAUGAAAAACAGCAACCCAGAAUCAAAGGGGGAAAUGAUCUGGUCUACAGCUGCGAUAUGCGGACCUAGAAACAUAAGACUUUAUAGGUAGCUCUUCAGCAAAUCCAGCAUGUGCCUUGCCUGUUGCAACAGGCUUGCCUGGGUGUGGUGUGCAAGAAGAGACUGCAACCCGUGCACAGUGUUCUUGUUUGAGCCUUUUGUAAUGCAAUUUAAAUUUGCCCAAGUGUUCCAUACUCUUUUUAUCCUUAGAAGCCUUUAAAAUAGAUUGUAUUGCAGUACAAUUUCAGCAAAACAGGGAAAGGACCAGCACGUUUAUUAGUGCAUAAGCUUUUGGAGGCUAAAGUCCACUUCGUCCAACGCAUCAUUUGUGGUAAACCGUGAACAUUUAUGUAACAAUACACUUGCAAACCCUUAAAGUGCUCCCAGUAUCUCCAUCCAUGUAACAAAAAUUGUAUAAGUAAAACAAAUACAUAGGGAAAGACAACAAAGCCACUUUGCAGCCAGUCCUGCUCAGUUACACAAAAAGGCAGCAAGGGAGCUCAGAGAACAAGGGCACUCCUAAGGCCUGGCUGGGUAUGUGUGGUCUUCAAGGAAACAGCUCUGAGCAUGCUCAGAACAGAUGCCUGGUUCUGACCUAGGCUAAGGCUGUUCUUGAGGCAGUCCUAACACCUCCCAAGUCUGCUAUAGUGGCUGUGCUGGAUAGCCCUCUUAACCACAGAUUUUUUAGCUGGACAAGUCCAUUCAAUCACUUGCCUUUUUUGCUUAGAGAUGCAUGGGAGGAAUUUGGGGUUGGCUGUGUGGGGCAGAGAGCUGAUUGACAGCAACGUUUGCAGAACCUCAGACUUCAAUCAGAAUUAUAAAAUGGGGGGGGGCAGGAAAGAGAGUGUAGCUUUGAAAUAAGUUUAUCUUUAAAAUGCUUGACAUACACAUUAGGAGGGCUGUGCCCGGUGCUAUUUUUGUAGAAAAAGAGGUGCCGGAACUUGCCAUGAACACCUCCCUCGUUCUCUUAGAAUGGCAAUGGUACCCACCUGAGAGGUGCCAGAACUGAGUUCCAGUGAGUUCCCACGGGAAAAAAGCCCUGGCUGUGCCCUGAUAACCCUGGUGGACCAGCUUCCACUGGUUCCCUGUACACCUAGCCUUCUGCUGAUGGCUUGGAACCUGCAAGUGGAUUGUCUGACCUAGGGGAAGUCAAUAGCAGCAGCACUAUUUUCUUUCAUGGCUUUUUGAGUGUGUGCACGUGAAUUUCGCUUUAAGGAGAAGGAAAAAGGCAGAGAGAGAUGGUUAAUAAUAAUAAUAACAAUAAUAAUAAAUCUUGUACUCCACCCAACUGACCGGGUUGCUGCAGCCACUCUGGGUGCCUUCCAACAAAAUGUAAAGGAACACAUCAAAACAUCAAACAUUAAAAGCUUUCCGAUACCAAUCUAGAUCCUAGUUCUGCUCAUCUUGGGGAGCAGGCAAGGAUCUAAGAGGAGCCGUGGUCCAGUGGGUAUCCUCAGGGUCUGGGGUCCCAAUCUCAGGUGGUAUAAGCUAAUACCAAAAUGAGUGCAGGGUUGCAGGUGCAGCACUGCUCAGACAAGCCAAAGUCAAGCACAGAGAAUCCAUCUAGGUCCAAAAUACAACCCAGAGGUGGGGAGGGGGGGCAACAGCUCAAGGUCAUUAUCACAGGGACUUCAGGCAAGAUACAGCACAACAAGGAGGGGUAACUGGACCAAGGAGUCAGCAGCUUGAGUUAUUUCCACAAACUGGAAGGCUCAAGAAGGAGACCUCCUUUAAUCUGCCCUUCUAGAUCACACUACUGCAGCUAGUAAUGAAGGCAUUUCCGAGAUUGCUUACUCAUGAGGCCAGGCGACAACUCUGGGAUUGUAGAAACAUGCUGUGUCAUUGCUGUCUGGCCUGGACCUUGAUCUUUUGGUGCCAGCACUCACAAGGACCUCCUCUUCUGACAACACCAAGGACUCUUCAGUGGGUCUUCUCAGCACUGAUUCCAAGGGGCCCUGCCAGCUCCUUAACCAGUGAUGUUUCUGGUUUGUCUCUGAGGACAAAUGUCUCUGAGGACAAAUGUCUGGUACCAGGUCAGAUAAAGGCAUGGCAGCAAGUCACUGAAGCCCUUCACAUAACUGGUGGAAAUCUUAGCCUUCCAUGAGGUUCUGAGGCUUCAGCAGGGUGGUCUUUGAGGCCAUAAGCAGAAUAAACUUGUUGCUUCAUCUGAAACAGGUUCAUACCCUUAAAUAAGACUAUGAGCCCUUAAGCACAUCACAUACCAAAAAAUAAAAAAAAUGAGGGGAGAACAUAAAUCAGAUCCUUUUUGUGCUAUUUGGUCUAAAUCAUUGAUAUAUGUCAAUACAACAGAGACGGAACAUGGACCCUCAAUGGUCCAAUUAAGUCUGUGGAGAGGAUAUAUUUUAGGGUUUAGAUUAUGGUAGAAUACUUUUUUAAUGCCUUGGAUUGUGGCUAUAAAAGUUGCAUCACAUGAAUUAAUGUAGGGUACAUUAAUUAAUUAAUGUAGGGUACAGAGCCUAGGGCUUGCCGAUCAGAAGGUCGGUUUGAAUCCCCGCAACAGGGUGAGCUCCCGUUGCUCGGUCCUUGCUCCUGCCAACCUAGCAGUUCAAAAGCACGUCAAAGUGCAAGUAGAUAAAUAAGUACCACUCCGGCGGGAAGGUAAACGGCGUUUCCGUGUGCUGCUCUGGUUCGCCAGAAGUGUCUUAGUCAUGCUGGCCACAUGACCCAGAAGCUGUACGCCGGCUCCCUCGGCCAGUAAAGCAAGAUGAGCGCCGCAACCCCAGAGUCGUCCGCAACUGGACUUAACGGUCAGGGGUCCCUUUACCUUUAUAAUCUUCUAUUACCUUCCCCUCCCUUUUAUCCACUCUAGUCACUUCGCCCCUCUUUCCUUGUUUAUCCAUAUGUUUUGUGUUGUUUGUAUUUUGUCUAUAUUUUAAAAAUUAAUAAGAUUUAUUUUAUAAAAUAAGACGGCACAGGUUAUGGCUUCAAAUGCAUAGAGUGUGCCCAUGAUGGACAGUGAACUGUUCCAAUGGUGUGUGUAGCUUUGGUGAGAUUCUUUUUCAUUAGAUUGUAAAGACUUUUUUUUCAAGACAUGUUAAAAUAAUUCAGUAGCGGAAGCUGCUGUGACUUGCAGUGCAGUCCUAUGCAGAAGUAAAUCUCCUUGAGUUCAGUUGGGCUUGCUGUCGGGGUCUAACUGCACACAAACUUUAGUUGGAAAGGUAGGGUCUCCUCUCUUACCUGCUAUCUCCAUCUUGUGGCAGGUUGCUGUCAGUAAUAUGGAAAUUGGUUCCAGCUUGUCAACUGCAGUUUGUUAUAAAAUUGCACUGUCCACUAAAAUGAGGCUUUCUGCUUCAGGUCUGUCCAUCUUCUUUUGCUAAUUUGUAUUUUCAGGCUAGAGGCUGCUUGAAUUUUGAUUUAUUUGUUUGCAAUGUUUAUAUGCCAACCAAAUAACAAGAGUUCCCCAGGUGCCUUACAAUAAAGGUAAAACAUUGCCUAUGAAAUUAAAACCGCAAUAUCUAAACACAGCAUAAAAACAGAAGCAAUAUAAUGAAAGUCACAGCAGCUCCCAAAAUGUCACAGUUCUUUAAAAUCCAGGAAUACCAAACCUAUAAAUCAAAAAAUGUUUCACGAUAAAAACCCUGGGAGUCCCGCUGAUGACCCCUGAUCUGUUGCUGCUAAGUCAACAGCCACCGGUGCCCCCUGCCCUGGUUUGUGUGUUAGUGUGCAUUGCCCACCCCCAUCACCAGACCUCUCCUUGUGUCAGCAGCUCUUUAUCAUCUGCUGCUGCUCCUUCCCACUGUUGCUCGUCCACAGUCUCCAUCACCACCUCUCUUCUUUGCAGUGCUCAUAACUCACUUGGAGGUAACCUCUCAGUCACUGGGCAUUUAGCCAAAGAUUCUCAAAAUGCAAGAACCUUCACAUGGGCAGGAUAGGGGAAGAGACAAUACUCAUCCUUAGUCACUACCUCCUGCAUCGUUUUUUCUUAGGUGUCAGUGGCCAUUAGGUGCGUCACCUGUCCCUGAUACCUCCUGUAGUGUAUCCUCUUGCAAAAGAAACCCCAUUUCACACCUUCAGGAGCAAGAAAGCCCUCCCACCAUACUCUGGGGAGGGGAUGCAUGGCCAAUGCUCCCCUUGUUACUGAUUAAGACAACAAAAAUAAGUGAGGACAAAGGUAAAGGUAAAGGGACCCCUGACCGUUAGGUCCAGUCGCGGACGACUCUGGGGUUGCGGCGCUCAUCUUGCUUUACCGGCCGAGGGAGCCGGCAUACAACUUCCAGGUCAUGUGGCCAGCAUGACUAAGCCGCUUCUGGCGAACCAGAGCAGUACACAGAAAUGCCAUUUACCUUCCCGCCGGAGUGGUACCUAUUUAUCUACUUGCACUUUGAUGUGCUUUUGAACUGCUAGGUUGGCAGGAGCAGGGACCGAGCAACGGGAGCUCACCCCAUUGCGGGGAUUCGAACCGCCGACCUUCUGAUUGGCAAGCCCUAGGCUCUGUGGUUAAGGCUACAGCACCACCCGCGUCCCUAAGUGAGGACAAAACCAACUAGCAAUUCCCGCACUCAUGUUCUUGCUUGAGGCUUUGUGCCACACCUGGACUCACUACCAUGCUCUCCAGGUUAGUGUUGCACAUAUCUUCCUAUAUACAUAAAAAUGCAAGGCUGCUAUCAUUUGUAGUGCUGCAUCAUAAUCCUGGAUUUCGUUGAAGUCGGAGCACAGCCCCCACUGAAGAAAUUGCAUAAAUUCAGAGUCAGGUCAGGGAGCAAAAGAGACGGUAGGCUGUACAUCACCAGCAGCCACCACAGACAGGGAAAGUGGUGGCGUAAAACAACAGCAGACAUUUGAGUAAAACGGGUGGAGGGAACUGAGAGUAAAAUGGCAGUUUUACACCAUGACAGAGGUCUGAGUAAAGUUCUGCAUCUUUUAUCUCUCACAUGAGGAAGCUGAGGAAGAAGUUUGAGAAUAAAAAGAGAGACACUGAAAAAGAAGUGGCUGUUUUAAAUAAGGGCAGAGGUUUGAGUAAAGCAGCGGUAAAGCAACACUAAGGGAAAAAAUUGUUUUAAACUACAGAUAUUUGAGUAAAGCAGGAGUGCAGUUUUAAACAACAGCAGAGGUUUGAAUGAAACACCAAUGGAAACGAAAUGGUAGAGAUUUUAAACGGUGGCAGAGGUUAAUAUAGUGUUGAGUAGGGGUGACAAUGAAGGAAGGAAAGUGGCAAUUUAAAACAGGGAUUGAGGACAGCAGGAAGGAAGUUAGGGAAAGCCUCUGCUUUGUUAGCUUCUGCAUUGUAGCUUCUCUUGAUAUUUCUCAUUCUUCAAACUGCUUUGUUUCCUUGCUUUUAGAAAAACAAGCCCUCCGUGUUAUUCCACCCUGCUUCACUCAGACUUCUGCCAUUUUUUGAAUGCGGCAAGAAGGGAGGACACUCAAAGGGGCAGGGUGGCUGUUUUACACUUCUCCUUCCAUUCCUCAGUUGUCUCAGGUGAGAGAAAGGAUGCAAAGAGCCCUCAAAUAUUCUAGGAAGCACAACAGGCCAGUGAUAAAUUGCUCCAGUCAUCAACCUAGCUACUGCAUUCUCUAAACGUAUUAUGAGUAAUCUCAGAAAUACUUUAAAAUAAAACCAGCCUAUUAUUAUUAUUAAAGAGAUUAUACAUAUUACUCCAGAGUACCUGAUAUUUAUUCACAAAUAUUUGUUUUACAUCAUCAGAAUUAACACAAAGGAUUGACUAUGCAACUCUUGGUACUACUCUAUAUAGUGAUCACAGCCCAAUUAGUUUUAAUAUUAACUUUACAAUAUAAUGCAAAUCUUAAUUUGUUCUUAAUACGGAGUGAGUCUUUUGUUAAAACUGUUUCAGAGGAACUUAAAUAAUAAUGAUACCCCAAACAUUAAUGAUUCUAUAUUAUGGGAAUCGGCUACGGCCGUUUUUUGGGGGGGGAAUUAAAAAAAGGUGCAUCUAAGGGGGGAAAGGAUGCAAGGAAAAUGAUUAAUGAAAAAUUAUUAGAGGCUAAAAGGCUAUUACAGUGAAAGCACAGUUUGGUUUAGCAAGAAAGCAGGUUCUUUAAAAUAAAGGUAACAGAUGAUAAAUUACUCGCAUAUUAUUUAAGAAAGAAGUUUAGAAAGCAAGUAAUUCCACUUAAUAGGAAGGAUGAUAAUCAAUAUGUUCUUAAUGAGCAAGAACUAAAGGAAGGGUUUAAGAAAUAUUAUAUCAAGUUAUGUCUUCCAAAAGUCCACAAAUACAAGAAAAAACAAAAGUUUUUUCCUAACAGGUGUAGAAAAAGAAUGUUUGCAUGCUCCAAUUCAAGAAAAAGAAGUAAGGAAAAUAAUAGCAAAAGCCAAAAUUCAAAAAUCGUCCAGACCUGAUGGAUUUUCAUUUGAGUUCUACAAAGCACUUGCCUGCAUUGCAGGGGGUUGGGCUAGAUGACCAUUGGGAUACCUUCCAACUAUACAAUUGUAUGUUUUACAGGAAACUCCCCACUCACACAGAAGUGCAUUCAUGACCACCCCCACCCCCUUGCAGUGCUGUAAAUGGCACAUGCGUGCUGAUCACAUGGACAUAGGGCGAUUCCUGUAAUUCCAUGUUGAGGGAAGGUAAAAUCCUACAAACAUUGAAUGAGGAUUCAGUCAUGAUUUUUCCCAAACCAGAAAAGAAUUUAUUACUACCCAUACAGCAUAAUCCAGUAUCAUUAUUAAAUUCUGAUUAAAAAUAUUUGCAUCAACACUGGCAAGGAGCUUUGAUGUGGUAAUGCAUAAAUAAAUUUAUACAGUAGGUUUUUCUUAGAAGGAGAAUGGCAUAUAAUAUCCUUGAAAUGAUAAAUAUAAUAAUUUCAUCAAUGGGGGAAUCAUUUAUCACUUUUGUCGACACUAAAAAGCUUUUGAUAGGGUUGAAUGGUCCUAUCUUUUAUAUGUGCUGAAAAAAGUUGUCUUCGGAACAAGUUUUAUAAAAUAGAUUCAGUUUACUCCAAGCAAGAGUUUUAGUGAAAGGAAGCUUAUCUACAAAAUUUAAUCUGCAGAGAGGGCAACAUCAAGGUAAUAACUUGGCAACGAUUAAAUAUCAGUUUUAUAUGGGCUGAAAAACAAAAACACCACAAGUUAAAGCUAAAAUAACGUACACCAACAAAAAUAAGGGAGGGUUGUCAUCUCCUGAUUUAAUAAAUGAAUUUCAGGCAAAUAAUUUGGAUUACCAAAUGGUAUUAUCAACCAGGACAAGGAGAAAUAGAAGCAGUAGAGGAAUGUUUUGUAACAAUCCCAUCAAAUUUAUUAUUAUGGAUGGACCCAAAAGACAGAAUAUUGGAGAAGGGUUGUUUCUCCAGCACUUUGCACUAUAUGGGAUAAAUAAAAAGCAAACUGUGUCUAUUGACAUCACUAAUUACAUCUCUGCUAUUUUAUCCACCAUUCAGUAAAAAUGAAACCAUGGAGUAGUUUGUUAACUGGCAUAAAGGAGGGCUGGAAAAUUAUGGUUGAACAAAUUGGUAAUAAUCAAAUAAUGUCUAUAGAUCAAACGAGGGAAGCUUUGGAUAAUGUAGAAUUCAUAUUAUAUUAAUAUUUUUGAAUUAGAGAUUCUUAAAAUAAAUGGCCAUAUAAGUUUGAGAAAUCAAUUUGUCAAAAACCUGGAAAAAAAUCGUCCCAAAAAUAUCAAAUUGUUAUUCACGUGGGAGAUAGAACAAAAAAUUGACUGUGUUACAAAAUGGGAGGAAAUUACUAAAGUGCUAUGUUGUGUUUUAUUUUAUUUUUAUAUACAUUUUUAUUAGUUUUUAACAUAUUACUUAUCAUUCAUACAACAAAACUUCUCAUCUUAUACAAUAAUUUUUGGACUUCCGUCAACACCUCUGAUGAUUUUCCAUUCUUAUCACUUAUUAUGCAUUUCUUAAUUCCAUAUUUAAUUAUCUUUAACUAAGAAUUCUCCUCAUUAUCUUUUUUUGCAAUAUUUCAAAUAAUUCACCUUACAAAACUUCUUGCAAACCGUGCUGUGUUGUAUUUUAAUGCCAUUUAACAGCAGUGCUGCAUGGGCUAUCAGUUCCUCAAGGAUGGAUAAAUCUAUAUUGAUGUCUGUGAGGGGAGGGACUCUGUUAAACUUUGGAUAUUGUGGUAUUUAUACACAACAUAUACAAAGUGGGAAAUGAUGAGUGCUGGAAAUAGAUGGAUGUGGAAUGGAUAGAACAGAGUUAAUCCACUGCUGGUGGAACUGUCCUGAGGCUAAAAAGUAAUGGCAUGAAAUGGUAUCUAAUAUAAGCUAAAAGGGGAUUAAAACAGAUGUGAAUUUUCUACAUGUCUGGAUAAGUUUGCCUAAACAAAAACAUUUUAAACAGGCACCGAAAAAAGUACAGCAAAGGUGUCUUCCAGAUAUCAGUAGGCAGGGGGGUUCCAAAGUGUAGGUGCUGCCACACUAGAAUAAUGAUUUAUACAGCAGAAUGAAUAUUAUGUGGCACCUGUAACUGUGCACAGUUCCGCAGAUCAAAAAAGUUGGACCUAAUUUUUUUUUUAAUGACUAUUCCCAUAGGUUCCCACUCUGUGAUACUGUGAUGUCAAAAGUUUUUUGGGGGGAUCCAAGAUCCCCCAAAUUUGUCCAUUAAAUUCCUUUUUUAAAAAAUUAAAUUACUGACUGCUCCCUCCCAGAAUUCAACCCUUCCCUUACAAGUUGCCCCUCAAAACUCACCUUUUGCAGGGAGCCUCUGGAACAGCCAGCACCCUGUUGUAACUAAGCCAAAAUUCAUGUAAUUGCAAUGAUCACAUACUCUUCCCCUUUUGCCCUGACUCCAUUCUCCGCUUCCUCUGUUGUUUCACUUGUAUUUAUUUUAAAACUGUAAGCUCCUGUGAUAGGAACCUAUCAAACACAAUGCAGAACACAAUGUAGAUAGCAUUUGUUGUUGUUGUUGUUGUUGUUUAGUUGUUUAGUCGUUUAGUCAUGUCGGACUCUUUGUGACCCCCUGGACCAGAGAACGCCAGGCACUCCUGUCUUCCACUGCCUCCCGCAGUUUGGUCAGGCUCAUGCUGGUAGCUUCAAGAACACUCUCCAACCAUCUCGUCCUCUGUCAUCCCCUUCUCCUUGUGCCCUCCAUCUUCCCGACAUCAGGGUCUUUUCCAGGGAGUCUUCUCUUCUCAUGAGGUGGCCAAAGUCUUGGAGCCUCAGCUUCAGAAUCUGUCCUUCCAGUGAGCACUCAGGGCUGAUUUCCUUAAGAAUGGAUAGGUUUGAUCUUCUUGCAGUCCAUGGGACUCUCAAGAGUCUCCUCCAGCACCAUAAUUCAAAAGCAUCAAUUCUUCGCCGAUCAGCCUUCUUUAUGGUCCAGCUCUCACUUCCAUACAUCACUACUGGGAAAACCAUAGCUUUUACUAUACAGACCUUUGUUGGCAAGGUGAUGUCUCUGCUUUUUAAGAUGCUGUCUAGGUUUGUCAUAGAUAACAUAUCAUUAUCAUUAGAUAGCAUAUCAUUAGAUAGCAUAUCAUUAUUAUCAACAAUGAUAAUAAUAAUAAUAAUAAUAAUAAUCAACACAACUUUAUUAUUGUUAUUAUUCUAAUAAUAACAACUGUUGUUGUUGUGUGCCAUGACAGUGCAGUCUGAAGUGUUUGACUCUGUUGAAAGCUACGUCAGUGGCUCCACCCUUUGCACCACUUUCCAAUCCGUACAGAAGUACUUCUGUGUAUAAAAGCCCCAGCUUUUUGCAACCCCAACCCCAACCCCACCCCUCUCUCUCUCUCUCUCUCUCUCUCUCUCUCUCUCUGGUGUGCAGGGAUGCCAGUAGCUCUGAUUGAUAUUCCCGGCACUGUAGCUCAUGCCUCGCACAUUCAGCUGCAUUGCUGUUUGCUUAUUAGAACUUGUGAGCCCUUUGGAGCAAGUCAUUAUCUACUACCUCCUGGUAUCAAGCCAAGGACCUUUUGUGACCUCAUCUAGCAGCAUUUGGAGACUUCUGUGUAUUGGGCAGAACAGACACAGGAAAGGGAGGCUGGGGUAUGGAGUAUUAACUGGUGAGAGUUUAUAAGGCUCUUUCUGUUGACCUGUUCUCCUAAAUUUUCAAUUGCAACCAGUUAUUGCAUACCGAUAGUGCUGCAAGCAUGCCAUUUAUUCGUGAUUUGUAAUUAUUGUCAUAAUCCUAUGGCAGUGCAGGAAAACCGUGGGUGCAUAAUUCAUGAUCCAGGUUCAUAAUUCAUCUCCCAGUCAUUCUUUUGCUCCUUGCCCCUCAACACUUCUCUGAUGGCUGACUGCAGCAGUAGAAAUAAAGGAACCUUAAAUUGCCUCUUUAAUCUGCUUCCUGUUCUGAUGCGAGAAGCAGCGGUUGGUGAGAAGACUUGGCCGAGAGAAGGGAGGUUAUGUAAGUCUCCAUACCCAUUGCCAACUUUCUUCCUUCUUAAUUUGGGGUCUGGAUACCCACUCCUUACAAAAGUUGUAUGGAGAGGAGCCACCUUCUUUUCCUAAGACCCCCAUGGGAACAUGCACAGGAACUUAAAUCAGUCUCACUCUCCCUUUGAACAUUCAUGGCUUCCCCCAAAGAAUUCUGGGAACUGCAGUUUGUUAAGGGUGCUGAGAGCUGUUAGGAGACUCCUCUUCCCAUCUCAAGGCUACAAUUCCCAGAGUUCAUUGGGAAGAGAGAUUUAUUGUUAAACCACUCUGGGAAUUUCAACUCUGUUGGAGGGAAUAAGUGUGCACACGCAAGUCCUGCUAUCCAAACACAACGCGUUUUCAGGAAAUUGUUCAUUGGGUGAACGUUUCACAUAACGAGCUAACGAUUUCCAUUGCUUACUAUAGGGAAAUUUCUAAUGCAUUCUUGAACAUGGAGUUUUCACACACACACACACACACACACACACACGAAAAAAAACCUGGAAAACCUCUGAAAGUUUGCAAAAGGAGGGAAAGGGAGACAGCAGAAAAAUAAGAGAGCACCUUUUGCUUAUUUGCUUGCUUUUUGCAAGUGAAACGGUUGCUGCAGACCAAAACACAAAAAGCAAAGUUUGCUUAAGGCUGCUUAUGUGUUUACAGUACUACAUGUAGGUCUGGCUGUUUGGGUACCUGUGGUGUGUAUUGCGAGGUCUGGGCACUAAUUCCUCAUCUUUGGAUAAGUGAAUUUUUGUACAAUGAGCAUUUGGAUAGCAGGCGCUGUGAGUAUACAGUAAGGGCAAAGGCAGCUGUUGAAAUAAAGGGCAGUUGAGAAGGUACUUUUGCUCUAGACCAGGGGUCUGCAACCCGCGGCUCCGGAGCCGCAUGUGGCUAUUUUACACCUUUGCCGCGGCUCCAGGGCAGAUACUAGCGAGGGGAGGAGGCGCAUGGUGCGCCCCAACACUCCCCACUGUGGCGGGUGCUGUACUGGCUGUGAGGUCACAUGGGGGCGGUGCGUGCGUUAGUCACACACCGUCCCGACGUCACCUUCCCACCCGCCCGCCCGCUACAUUGUAAGGGGCAUGUACGCUGGUCACUGUUUUGAAGGGGAGUGAAGAACACACACACACAAAAAGGUAACUUGUUAAUUUAACGUUUAUUUCUAUGAGGAGGAGUAAUUCUGAGGGGUCAAACAAAGAAAUAAUUAAAAAGUGACAAAAAAGUUAUUUUUAUAAUGACGAGUUUUGCGGCUCCCAGUUUUUUUUCCUUUGGAAACGGGUCCAAGUGGCUCUUUUUGUCUUAAAGGUUGCAGACCCCUGCCCUAGACCUUUAAGGAAGUGUCUUUAGAGAAGCUUUGGGAGAGCCAGUGGAUUAAUAUUUUGAGCACACCUGCCUGCUCUGUUCCCCUGUUGUCAAUGGGUAGAUAGGGGAGUUCCAUUCAGCCCAUCAAAGCAUUGUAAAGGAGAGCAAUUCUGUGGAGUUUCCCUAAAUUCUCCACAAUUUGUAGGGGAAAAAUGAAGUAGAACCAUUGGCAGGUCCGAGCUGCUUCUGUCUGGGGACAAGUUAUCAGGAAUCUCAGGGCUUUGGGGAGAUAAUUUUGUACUUGGUACUCAAACAUAAAACAUGCGUACAGUUUUGCUUACUUCAAAAUGGAUGAUACUCGGAAUGGAAAAGAAAAUGUCUCCAAAAUGGUGGUCCUUGGAGGAUUGUGAAAAAUGGUGGUAGCCCUACUUGUCUCUGCAAGGCAUCUCUCUGGCAGCAGGAAUGCCAGCUGCUUCUUUUUCAUUGGCUCUGCUCUUCUGAAUUUAGCAGCAGCCAGAUACACACAAAAAGCUAAUGAGAACGAAAAGUAAGCUUAUCAGUGCAGCAGUCCUGUGCACUAAUGAAUAAAAUCUUUUCAUCACGGGGGAACUUACUUCUAACUAUACAUGUAGAAGCUCAGAAUGGAAGUUUCUCUAGCCAGGUGAUGAAUGGCUUCAUCUGUUUAAUUUCUUAAUCUUAGCAUUCUGGAGGAGUAGGAGUGCAAGUCAGUAGCAGAGCAUCUUCUUUGCAUGCAGAAGGUCCUGUCGGGUUAAUCCCUGGUAUUUCCAGGUAAAGGAAAGGUCCCUGCCUGAAUCCGCGGACAAGUGCUGUGCAGACGGUACUGAGCAAGAGGAACCGAAGGUCUGUCUUGGCAGCUUCCUGUCCUGGUUCCCACUGGGCGAAGAACUCAAAUUAUGGGUUCAACAAAACCGUUAAUACUGAAAUCAGUGCAGUACGUAAACAAAGGGAAGUUCAAGACCCUGCAGAUGCAAUGCAUGGCUAAGCAAGCUAAGACGUUGGUCCAACAAGCAACCUCCUCCUCACCUAUGAUCCCAUGAUAUGGGCACAAACUUAGCCCGGCAAGCGGGACUGUUCCUUAGACUAUAAAUGCCAGCGGGCAUUCCUUUGAUAAGACUGGGCUCAUGCCUGUGCUGUGAAUCCUCUGGAGUAGACAGGUUUCUCUUGAGGGGCCAAACCAGAGACAGACUCAGAUGCCUUUGGAGGCAGGAUUAGCCUCACAAGCAAGAUGUCUGGAGUGCACCCUGGCAGCGCCUGAGAUGCAGAAGCUGCAUGCCUGGGUGAUGGGAUCAGGGAGAGAGGACCCCGCCAAACUAGCACCUUCUCCUGGAUCCUCAUCCGCAAGCCCUGGCAGGGUCUGUCCAACCCCACUGAGACCCUCUCCAAGAGCAUCCAUUGCAUCCAGCCAGCCCUGCUAUUUGGAACUCAUUGCGCUUCCUAUGGGCAAAGCAAGAGGACGUGGGGACACCAACUUUUAGCUCCACCUACCACUCACUGCCAUGUCCUCUGCCCCACCAGGCCCAAUGCACAGACAGGGUCAAGCAGGAACUGGGAAGAAGCAGCUAUUACCAUUAUUUCAAUCAUAGUCAUUGGCAACAUUUCUGGCACAGAGGGGAGUAGAUAGCUUUGCAAGCCUCCAUGGAGCCCAUUGGCCCCACAUUGGUGACUUCUAGUAUAGAAAGCAUUAUUAGUGAAAAUGCUGGGUAAAUCUUUCAAAAUAAUAAUGCUAAUUUACAUCAUUUAUGCAGGUUACAGAUUCAGCUUUUCUUGUGGCCAAUGUAAGUUCCUCUGUGGGGCAUUCUUUUCAUUUUCUUUAAAGGUAAUGCAGAGUAAACUCUAGGCUUGCAGGCAAACAGUGUACGCUUAAUAAUGUAGUUUGCAUAUAAAGGGCAUAAUUCUCCUCCUUCUCAUCUUACUGCUUCCCCUUGACAAAAUGAUGAGAUGGAUAGCCACAUAAAAGUGAGUAAGUCUUGAGUAGCAUCUACCAGCAGGUGUCCCUGUGGCUGCAGCUGAGAAGGAAACAAACUCAGUAAUCGGAACCAGAACACAGAGCAACGAAGGUACGCUGCGAACUGCAGCAGGCAGUGGAAGUGAUAAGAGCCCAAGCAACUCUUCCCAAGGAAGAUCCAGAGCUGGCUCAGGUGUUGCUGGUCAGGAAACCAAGUGGUAGUGACAUUACUGAAUGAUAAUAAGUGUGUUCACCUGCUGUCUUAGAAGCACUGUGACUCAGGGGUAGGGCAGGCAGAGGUCCCAGCUUCAGUCGCUGGCAUCUCUAGGUAAGGCAAGGACAGACUCUAGUUUGAAACCCUGGAAAAGCACUGCCAGUUACUAGCAGCAAUAGUGAGUUAGAGGGACCACUGGUCUGACUUGAUAUAAGGCAGCCUCCUCUGUUUCCAGGCUACCAAGAAGUGUGGGUGUUGUUCACACCAAAUUUGCAAUGUGUUGCAGGAAACCAAAUGCCUCAUUAAAGAGGGAUUUGUUCCCCAAGAUGUUCCAUAUCACGCUGAACAGUAAUCAAAAGAGCGUGAAAUGUGCUGGCCAGGAAGAGUUUUCUGCCAGCCCACCUCUGCAUCAGAAUAUCAGCUGGUUGGAACAGGCUCCUUUUCAAGCAACAGAAAUGGACUGCCCUCAGCCCUCGAUAUAUUAAGAGGAAAGGAACCACCCUGCUGUUGGCAAUCUGGAAUCUUUCUGAGACUGCAGUUCUUUAAGGUCAUCGUUUUGGAAGAGACACACUCCAAUGUGUUGUUUUAAAUUCCAUACUUUCUAGAACUCCUAAUGAAUUAUUAUUAUUAUUAUUAUUAUUAAUUAAACAAAGUAAGCUGCAACAAAUAUUGUGGGAUGCAUGUAUACUCAGAAGAAAAUCCCAUUGAAUUAAAUGGAGCAAACAGAUAGGAGGGCAACAAUCUGGUUUUCUUUCUUAAGUUCAGAGUUCUGAAAUUUCUUAUUUGAGGAGUGGCAGCGAUGCAUUUGCAAUCCCUUUUCCUCAAGCUUGCUGUCAUGUGCAAUUUGCUGCAGUUUUCAGUGUGAUUAUGCACAUUAAUUAAACCAUACAAAAAGGAUUGAACAGGGAUCUUUUUAUAUGGAUUUAGUCUUUGAGUGAGUUCCAAGCGGUGUGUUUGGUCUUUCAAGGGGGAUACUAUUGCACCCAGAACCAGUUGUAAACUUUCUUCUAGAUCUGGGGAUCUCACAAUCUUGCUCAGAUUUAAACUCAGGUUAUUCACCCUCAUCCACCCCAGAACUGUCUCCAGCCAUCAGUUCAGAACUUCAACAACACCUUGGAUCAGAGGAUGACAAAGAGAGGUAGAGUUGUGUGUCACCAAUGUACUAACAACACUGCAAACUUCUAGAUGGCUUUCCUCAUUGGCUGAAAAUCAUAUAGACUCCCAUGGAACUCUGUAAACCCUGGCACCACCCUAUUAAGUACAGCCAUCCAGGAAGGACCAGAACUACUGUAAGAUGGCGCCCCCUUUAGCCCAACCCCAACAGGUGACCUAGAAGGAUACCAUGGUAGGUGGUAUUGAAAGCUGCUAUGAGAGGUCCAGAACUAAUAUGGUAGCACAUAACCCAUCCAUUCACCAGUGAAAGCUACUUUUGUCCCGUAACCAGGCCUGCAACCAGACUGGAAUGGAUCCAAAUAAUCACCAUCACCCAAGACUGUCUGGAAUUAAGAGGUAACCACUCAUCCAGCACCUUGCCCUCAAGAGGAAAAUUUGAGACCAAGGGGUCCAUAAGUAGUCUUAUCAGCACCUCCUUGAAGCAGAUAGGAACAAACCCUUCCCUCAGGGAGGUAUUAAGCUACCUCAGAAGCCUAGACACCCAGUCCUAAAAGGCAAGGGUCAAGUGAGCAGGUGGUAGGCCCAGGGACAGUCCAUCCCAUUUCACCACCUGAGCUGAAAUGGGAAGGAGCCCUCCUGCUGAAACCUCACUUAGCAGGGUUGUGCAGCUUCCAGGUUCCAGUGAGAUCUCACAAGAGGCCUGCAAGAUCUCACAGAAACCUGGAAGAUGCUGCUUCCCCUUGCUUUUUGAGCAGUCAUGGCAGCAGGGUCAGGCAGAGUUCUCCCUCAGUGCAGAAGAAGUGACUACAGCAGCUUCUGGUUAGCUAUCACAAGAACCCCAUGAGAUCUCACCAGAAGCCACAACUGUUUAUUCUCACUUCUCCACCUGAGGUGGCUGCCUCAGAUCACAGGAAGAAAGCAAUCUAUGAAAAAAGUUUAGUGUUUGACAAGAUUAAGGGAGGGAGGAAACUACUGGAAACACUAAAGAGGCUAGAAUCAUAGAAUUGCACAGUUGGAAGGGACCCCAAGGGCCAACCAGUCCAGACCCCUGCAAUGCAGGAAUCUCAGCUAAAACAUCCAUGACAGAUGGCCACUCAACCUCUGCUUAAAAACCUCCAAGGAAGGAGAGUCCACAACCUCCCAAGGGAGACUGUUCCACUGUCAAACAGCUCUUACUGUCAGAAAGUUCUUCCUGAUGUUUAGUCGGAAUCUCCUUUCUUGCAACUUGAAACCAUUGGUUCGGGUCCUGCCCUCCAUAACAGGAGACAACAAGCUUGCUGCAUCUUCCAUGCCUUUUAGAUAUUUGAAGAUGUGGUCUAAACCACUAAGCCUAGGGCUUGCCGAUUAGAAGGUCUACGGUUCAAAUCCCCGCGACGGGCUGAGUUCCCGUUGCUCGGUCCCUGCUCCUGCCAACCUAGCAGUUCGAAAGCAUGAAGUGCAAGUAGAUCAAUAGGUACUGCUCCGGCGGCAAGGUAAACGGCGUUUCUGCGCGCUGCUCUGGUUCACCAGAAGCGGCUUAGUCAUGCUGGCCACAUGUCCCGGAAAACUCUCUGCAGACAAACGUCGGCUCCCUCGGCCUGAAAGCGAGAUGAGCGCCGCAACCCCAGAGUCAUCCACGACUGGACUUAACGGUCAGGGGUUCCUUUACCUUUACUAUCUAAAUUAAAAUACAGUAGUACCUCAGGUUAAAUACUUAAUUCGUUCCGGAGGUCUGUUCUUAACCUGAAAGUGUUCUUAACCUGAAGCACCACUUUAGCUAAUGGGGCCUCCUGCUGCCGCCGCGCCGCCGGAGCACGAUUUCUGUUCUCAUCCUGAAGCAAAGUUCUUAACCUGAAGCACUAUUUCUGGGAUAGCGGAGUCUGUAACCUGUAGCUUAUGUAACCUGAAGCGUAUGUAACCUGAGGUACCACUGUACAGCUUCCAGCUUUGAGGUUUUACUAUAUAGCAGUUGAAUUCUGGUUUGAUUCUGUAUGAUAUAUGUGAGUAAGAAACCUACUUCCUGCUCCUCCGUUGCCAGAUUUCUUUUAUUGUUUGACUCUCUUGUUCCUACAUUCUAGUUUGUGUUUUGGUUAGAGUAAAAGUGGCUGUUCUGCACUGACCAGAGUACUUCCAAGAUCUCAUCUGACUCCAGAAUGCUAUGAAUGAUACGAUUCUAUGAAAACUUUGACACACCUGCCUAAUUUCUGACCCUGAGGACAGACUGUUUAGGAAUGAAUCUACAUGUGAUUGUAUUAGGGAUAUGCAGCCCAAAUUAUGAAGUGAAUUUGGGUGAGGUUUUCACAUGUUUGUGUUGGACUGUACCAGUAAUAAGGCAUCUCACAUUGCACCAGGGACCCUCUAAAGUCUGAUGUUGAUCUGUGGACUUAGCCACCCCCUCCCCCCAAACCAUGACAUUUUCCUAUUUAAUAUAAAGCAACUAUUGCAAUUAAACAAAAAACACCCUGAGCUCAAGUGGGAAGAGGGUGGAGAGUUGGGCUUUUUUUGGUGGUCAGGUCUAGGUUUUCAUGAGAACAAAAUAGUCUUCCAAGGCAUACAUAUUACAAUGAUUUGGAGGAGGAAUGUUGAAGUAAAUAAAAAGCAUUUGUUUCCUUGAUGCUGUUCUGCGAGUUCUGCCUGAGAAAGCAGGGGGCUUGGAAGAGGAGUGGACUGUUGGCAUUCUUCCCAGUUGCUUUCUGUUUCCUAGCAAACAACUGAAAAUCAAUACUUCAAUCAAUUUGACUUCAUUCUGCUGUUUUUCAUUUUUUCCAGAUUGUGUAAGUUUGGUUGUUAUUUUGCAAACUUUUAGGAGGGGUCAGUAUAGGGUCAUUCCAUUUUACCCCUGCCUUAGUUCAGUUGUACGGCUUUUAUUUAUGUGAUUUAUUUAUUUAUUUGUUUCUUUUUUUAUUCUAAGCACAUUCUGUUUUUUAACAAACAACACCCACUAUAAUUACUUGUUUUUAAUUCUCUUUGUUCCAUUUUAUUUUUCCUUUUGUUUGUCUUCCAAAAAAGAAACAUGCCUUGAUGCUUAAUGUGUCUAUUGCUUUUAUUAAUUUUGCGAUUUAGUUGAAUACUUUAAAAAUAUCAAGAAUACUCAGGGAUGUUGAGACCUUUUGAGAGUUGCUAUGGGCCACCACCUUAAAACCUCUAUGCAUAGAAUCUGCAGUCUGCCUAGUCAGAAUGAAACCCGGAUGGAUGGAUAGAUGGAUGGAUGGAUGGAUGGAUGGAUGGAUUUAUUAAUUAAAUUUCUGUACUGCCAUUCAUCCAAGGAUCACCUGGCAGUUUAAAAUAUAAAAUCACAAAAACAUAUACCAUAGCAACAAACAAAACAGUAACCCCCACCACCUGAGUUUAAAAGGCCAUAGAUGGUUUAAUUAGCCAAAAGCCUGGGAGAAGAGGAAUGUUUUUGCCUGGUACUUAAAGAUUUGUAAGGAAGGCCUCAGGUCAACCUCCCUGGGAAAAGGGUUUCCCAAAUGGGGAGCCACCACAGAAAAGGCCCAUUUUCAUGUUACCACCCACCAGACCUCUUGUGAGGGAGGCCCAUGAAGAAGGGUUUCAAAGGAUGAUCACAGGGUCCAGGCUGGUUCAUAUGGGGAGAGGUGGUCCUUGAGGUAUUGCGGUCAGUGCCGGAUUUAUGUAUAAGCUAAACAAGCUAUAUCUUAGGGCCCCACUCUCUUGGGAGCCCCAAGAAAUUUAAAGGAGGAAAAAACUGGAUGUACAUUUCCAAAAUAUAAGAUAAAAAACAAAUAAAAUAAAACCUACAUACAGUGGUACCUUGGGUUACAUACGCUUCAGGUUACAGUCUCCGCUAACCCAGAAAUAGUACCUCGGGUUAAUAACUUUGCUUCAGGAUGAGAACAGAAAUCUGGCGGCGUGGCGGCAGCAGGAGGCCCCAUUAGCCAAAGUGGUACCUCAGGUUAAGAACAGUUUCAGGUUAAGAAUGGACCUCCGGAACGAAUUAAGUGCAUAACCAGAGGUACCACUGUACAGCUACAGUGUUUUGUAUUGUGUAGGCUCCUAUGAUGUAAAUAAUGGGCCCCACCUGCUAGCCUGCUCUCUAAAAUAUCACUGGUUUGCUCAUUUCUAUAUACAGUACAGAUCAACAAUUACUUUGAUAAAAUACAUUUUUUGUUAUGUGCAAAUGGCUUUAGAUACCUAUUAGGUCCAUAAAUUGCCAUGUGGCAUAUAUUCAACACAAAAAAACCAGCAACAAUUUGUUGUUGACAAAGGACAGCUGGACAUAUGAUUGCGGUCCUGAGCCAUUUAAGGCUUUAUAGGUCAAAACCAGCACUAUGAAUUGGGCCCGGAAGCUAAUUGGCAGCCAGUGCAGUCUAGUCAGGAUCGGUGCAAUAUGCUCAAACUGUACUGAGGUAUCACCACACCACCAUGUUCAACCUUGAAGUAAGGACAGCAAAAAGGAGCUUCAGACCUGGUUAAUCAAGAGGGUUGCCAUGAGCCCUGUGUGGGAUGGGUGAGAUCUGCCAGAGGGAGAAAGGGAUUCUGAGAUAGGGGGCAGAGGCAGUUCAAACACCUUGCUUGCCGUAUCCACCAUCCCUGCAAAUUGGAACGGUUCAGACCAAGCCGUGCAAUCGCUGCUUGCCAGUCCACUGCUAAGUCAUUGUGGAGUGAUUUAAAGUAAUGAGCAAUGUCUCCACCAUUUGACAGGUUGUUAGUUUCACGCCUUUCCCUGGUCGGAGCCCAUCCUGCACGGUAUCAGUUUCAUUGGCGCUUGACAGCCCCAACUAAGAAUGUUCUCUUUCAGGCAGAUCUAAUUCAGGGGCUUUGUAUGUCUCCUACCAGAUGCCAGUUGCAUUCCCCUGUUAGAUUGUCCGUCUCAACAACUUAGCGCAUCUAAGUUAUGUUGGUAUAGAGCAAAAAGGACCUUGGUGGGUAUGGGAGAGAUUAAAUUAUGCAGCCAUCUUGCACGCUGGCAAGCCGCCACCCCCACGACAUACAUUUUGGGGGACUGGCGUCCACUUCAUCAGAUGCCUCUGUGACUAUGGCACUUAUGAGCAAAAAAACCACUUUGAAAGGUACAUAACUUGAAGACAAGGGUAAAAAUAUGUAAAACAGUGAUUUAUUAUAUAGAUAUAGAUCUAUAGAUACACACACACACACACACACACACACACACACACAAAACAGGGAAUCUUGGAGGUUUAGAUGUACCUUUUAUGUGAUUUCUACUUUUGAGGAGGCAGCAUCACAAAGUGUGAGAAGUCAUCUUGAAUAUGCCUUAUGUUUAGUACAAAGAUCGUUGGCCUUGACUAUCUUCAGGUUGCUAACAGCUCUUAGUAUUUAUUACUGUUGCAUGUACUGGGUACGGUCUAGCUCAUCUCAUGAUCUAGGUGGGCUCUCUUAAUGGAGAAGUGUUUCUCAGGUUGCAUUGAUAAGUUGAGCUUCCAUGCUCCAGCAGGUGCAGAAUGCCGCAGCGAGACUCCUUACGGGGUCUUCGCUGCGAGAUCACAUUCAUCCGGUGCUAUACCAGCUGCACUGGCUCCCGGUGGAGUACAGGAUCAGGUUUAAGGUGCUGGUUUUAACCUUCAAAGCCCUAUACGGCCUAGGACCCUCGUACCUACGGGACCGCCUCUCCUGGUAUGCCCCACAGAGGAACUUACGGUCUUCAAAUAAAAACAUCUUGAAGGUCCCAGGCCACAGAGAGGUUAGGCUGGCCUCGACUAGAGCCAGGGCUUUUUCAGCUGCGGCUCCAACCUGGUGGAACGCUGUGUCACAAGAGACAAGGGCCCUGCAGGACUUGACAUCUUUCCGCAGGGCCUGCAAGACAGAGCUGUUCCACCAGGCCUUUGGUCAGGCGCAGCCUGACUCCCUCCUUUGGCAAUCUUUACAAAACUUUAGUUUAUGGUUGCCAUCAAUUUUGAUUUUAAUUAAUUUUUAUAAUGUUUUUAUAAUGUUGCACUAUUUUAGUGUUGUUAGCCGCCCUGAGCCCGGCUUCGGCUGGGGAGGGCGGGAUAUAAAUAAAAAAAAAUAUUAUUAUUAUUAUUAUUCACUGUAGUCAGUGGCGUCGCAACAGGGGCGGUGUGGGCGGUGUGCCCUGGGUGCCAUGUCGGGGGGGGUGACAAGAAGGCACCUCGCGGGGGCUCGUGACGGUGCGAGCAGCCAUUGCGCCGCCACAGCCACAUGUGGAGGAUGUGUAGCGACGCCGCACAUGCGCCGUACAUAGCAGUUUGCUGCCCUGGGUGUCACGACGCCUUCGUUCGCCCCUGAUUAUAGUGGCAACAUUUUGCAGUUCACCUAUGGAAUAUGUUUUUGUGAUUUAUUUUGUUUUGUUUUUGUUUUUGCGCAGUUACCUCAUCGCCGAGUGACAUUCUCUGCAGCCAAUCAGGCGCAAGAUCUGCAGGACCCCUCCCAACACAGUUACUAUGACAGUGGCCUUGAGGAGUCAGAAACACCAAGCAGCAAGUCGUCAUCGGGGCCCCGCAUUGGACCACUGGCUUUGCCGGAGGAUCACUAUGAGCGCACCACGCCAGACGGCAGCAUUGGGGAAAUUGAGCACCCUGAGAAUGGUAAGGACCCUGCUCAAAAUGGCUAAGGCUCUUUAGGAAACCCACCAGUAUGAGUAGAUCUGGGUCCCACUUGCCAAAGAGCGUUCACUGCUGCUACCAAAGCAAGGAACAGAACAGGAUUGUGCAUCGGACAUGAACAGUGGCGGGGAAAUACUUUAAUAGUAAAUUUGCUGUAAAAAUUUGGGACAGAUCAAUAUCCAAAGAGUAGAUAGGGGGAGGAAUGAAAGGAGCAGAAGACACAGAGAGAGGGUUUCAGGACAUGAGUUUGUAGCAGACUAUUCAGCGUAUGGAUGGAUUUACUCCAUACCAUUCCAUGAGUUUGCUAUGAUCUGCAUUCUGUUCAGUCUACCUUCCCACCUAGCUUGGUGUAAUUCUCAACAUAAUUUCUGAUUUGGUGCAUGCCUUUUUUUUGUGCACCGUUUUCAGUUUGCAUCUGUGUUCUUGCUGCUGGUGGUUACUGAUGCACACCAGAACAUAUGCACAGGGCAAAAAGGGACCUUGGUGUGAUGACACAAUAGGAUUCGCAUUCCUUUCCGUGUUGUAAAUUAGUCAGUCCCCAGAUGUACUGGUGCACAUCUGUAAACAGUAAGAAAAGAAGAUGCAGCCUGUGGACCUCAGAAAACUGCAAAGUCCAGAAAACAAAGUGGAAGAAUAGCAUAUCCCUAAUGCAUCAACAUGGGACACGGGUGGCGCUGUGGGUUAAACCACAGAGCCUAGGACUUGCCAAUCAGAAGGUUGGCAGUUCGAAUCCCCGCGAUGGGGUGAGCUCCCGUUGCUCAGUCCCAGCUGCUGCCAACCUAGCAGUUCGAAAGCACGUCAAAGUGCAAGUAGAUAAAUAGGUACCACUCCAGCGGGAAGGUAAACGGCGUUUCUGUGUGCUGCUCUGGUUCGCCAGAAGCAGCUUAGUCUGCUGGCCACAUGACCCGGAAGCUGUAUGCUGGCUCCUUUGGCCAAUAAAGCGAGAUGAGCGCCGCAAGCCCAGAGUCGGCCACGACUGGACCUAAUGGUCAGGGGUCCCUUUACCUUUAAUGUAUCAACACUUAUGUAGAAAUGAGAUCAGGUAAUUUGCAACCCCAAAACACAGACAGAAAUUUUCAUGUUGAGCAGCAGCUCAGGUACAUGCUUGCCUUUGGCUGCUAAGGAUUAAGGAAGUAGGAGGGAAGAAAAAGAGGAGGCCAAAAAUAACCCACCUCAAUUUAUUAUUAAGAUUUCCAGCACCACUUGAAUGAAAUAAUGCACCCCACUGAAUUUUAAUGGCGGGGCGAGGGGCAACAGGAGGUUAAGUAACAGGGAGAUGAGAUGUUUGUGUGUGUGUGUGUGAAAAGUUUUGAGUGUGAGUGUGCUUUGAGGGAAUGUGUGUAAAAGAGAGUUGUGGGUGAUCCUGAAAGAGAGAACUGUGGCUUAAGGAAUGGUUUUGUGCAUUUGGCAUCAGCCCCCACCUCUGCCUUUGUCCUUGGGUUCUGGGGCAAGUUAACUGUCUCCUUAGCUAGUAUCACCACUUUUCCUUCUGUGAAAUGGGUUCCUGUUGGAGCAUAAAACUGGCUUAAAAGAGGUGAUUUUGUGCAUUGGGUAUCAGAUCCUUUCCCCUGCCUUGCACUCAGGUUUGGGGACACAUACGUUUCAUGGUCUUGCAGAGAGAUUGUUCGUUUGUUUAUUAAAUUUAUAGCCUGCCCUUCCUCCUGCAAGGAACUGGGGGGGGGGGGAAUAUAUAUAAUAUACCUGCAUUCAGGUGUUACAUGAUGGAUGCUGUGCUAAAAUAUAGUAUCCACAAGUAAAUCCAGUGCCAGAAACAAGUAAAAAGAUGUCUGAAAGACAAGUAUAUGAACAGGUAAGGCUUGCCUCACAAUUGUAUUUCCAUGCUAGAAAAGGCUUGCCCUGUUUAAUUUGUGCCAGCCACACAGUUGUUAAAAGCACAAGAAAUCAUUCACUUUGUUCCUGUUCCUGUACGUCUCACUGCCAGCUGCUCCUGUUGGAAGAGAACAAAUCUCUUAAUCAGGGAAGAUACAGAAAAUCCCUCACAUUCCUUCCUUCUGGUUGCUUAGCAACAGUGAUUAAGUGACGAAGCAUCCUUAGCAACAGCGGUGCCUCCAUAUCUGCCUAAUAAACCUUAGAAUGUUGCCUCCAUGUUCUGCUUUCUUUAAAGAUGUCGAACUGACUCCUUUUUAAAAAUGUAAGCUAGGAGCCCAAUGGAGGCAGGGAGAGAAUGAACUUGAAGAUGAACUAGAAAUUAUUCAAAGUUCCACUCCAAAAUGAACUUAAUUCACCUUUAGUUUACCUGGCAACUUUGGGAAACUACUUUUGUGUGUAGUUCAGAUUUUAUUUUUUUUAAGCUAGUUCAGUGAACUUGGUUCAACUAAAGGAGUUCAUUCCAAGCAUUGAGGAUCCCUCCACCUUGCUCUGCAAUAGUACCUCAAUCCAGGCUAGGUGCUGGAUUUAAGGUGCUGCCUUAAAUGUACCUAACAUAAUGUAACAUAAGGAAAAAGGAUAAGUCCCUCAUUUGAUGAUUUUAUUCACUAAGCAAGUCCAGGUAUUUUAUGUCCACCAAAAAUCCAUAGCUGACAGCUCCAACUGGUUUCCCUCAGACCUUCAGAAUAUCUUGAAGAACAACAUUUUUGAGCCAUUCUGCAAGUUUCGCAAACCAUUUUGAUAGAAUUGGGUGGUAGAAUUCUAGACACCGGGUGAUAUUCAACUAAGUUUUACUUAAAGUAGACUCACUUGUUGAAGUUCAUGGGCCUAAGUUAAGCCAUGUUCAUUAAUUUCAAUGGGUUUACUCUCAGUCAAACAUCAGAUUGCAGAUGGGGGGUGGAAAGGAUCAUAUUUUUGGAUACUUCCUCACGUAAAAAUUCCCUACAUGUAAGCUCUGGGGAGGGGAAUGAAAUUGGACAAAAUACCUGUCGAAAUUCAAUAUACCCUGUCCAUUUAUUAUUCAUUACAUUUAUUUAUAUCAGGAUACAAAUCCUCCCAAUGUAGCUUUGAAGUAACAUAAAGAUACAUCAACAAAAUCACAAUAAUAAUAUUGUUUACUCUUUUUAUCCACACACCAUAGUACAGUAAUGUACGCAUGCAUCUGUAUACCAUUGCACUAUAAGAACUAUAAGUUGCUGUUGUUUAGUCGUUUAGUCGUGUCCGACUCUUCGUGACCCCAUAGACCAGAGCACGCCAGGCACUCCUGCCUUCCACUGCCUCCCGCAGUUUGGUCAAACUCAUGCUGGUAGCUUCGAGAACACUGUCCAACCAUCUCGUCCUGUGUUGUCUCCUUCUCCUUGUGCCCUCCGUCUUUCCCAACAUCAGGGUCUUUUCCAGGGAGUCUUCUUUUCUCAUGAGGUGGCCAAAGUAUUGGAGCCUCACCUUCAGGAUCUGUCCUUCCAGUGAGCACUCAGGGCUGAUUUCCUUAAGAAUGGAUAGAUUUGAACUUCUUACAGUUCAUGGAACUCUCAAGAGUCUCCUCCAGCACCAUAAUUCAAAAGCACCAAUUCUUCGGCGAUCAGCCUUCUUUAUGGUCCAACUCUCACUUUCAUACAUCACUACUGGGAUAACCAUAGCUUUAACUAUACGGACCUUUGUCAGCUAUAUAGUGAAUUCUUAAUGAGUGGCUGGACUUCAGCUCCUGCACAGAAGCAUCCUCUUUGCAAAGUUUUCACAUUUUGCAUUUCCACUUACUGUGCUGUAGUAUUUGCAGAAAAUAACUUCGGAGGAGUCCCUGUUCUCAGGUGAACCAUCAUAGUAAACAUGUAGCCUAGCUUCUAAGAUGAAUGGAAGGGUUGGCUCCAGGUUGUUGCAGUUCUUUGGGCAACCAAACAUUAGUAGACCCCCUUUGGUACCACCCCUUGCUUCUUGUUGAUUUGGAUCCUGAACCAAAAGCAUAGACUUCUCUAUUGGACUGCUCCAUUAAUUAUGCUCUCUUUGUGUCAAUAGUGUUUAUAUCCUUCAAACUAUACAAAUCCCAUUACUGAAUAUUCCAAAUACACUUACCAAGGAAGAAGCCCCCACACUGAACAUAGUGGGACUUAAUCCUGAGCAGACAUACAAAGCAUUCUGUGGCACAGAUCUGCUGCAAAGUGCACUCUUUGCCUGCCAGCCUGAAAUUCCAGUGGGUGGCUAUAGACCGUGAGGAAAGAUGGAUCUGAGAUUUGGAGGUGAUGCCAUCUAAGGAGGGAAGAACUCACAAUAGCAAGGGGAAGAAAGAGAGACAUGAUUAGGCUGGAAACAGAAGGUGGAGAAGCAGGGAGACCCUGAGGGUUUUGCUAGGCUUGCUUGCCAAGAGAGAAGGGAGAUUUAAUACCUGUCCUUGGGUAUUGUCCCUUAAUGGGUUGGCGUCAAGGCAGUAGAAACAAUUGAAACAAUCUGUCUUUGUUUUGCACCACCUGCAUGCUCUCUCCUUCUAUCUUAACCACUGAUUAUCCAAUGCCUGAAACCUUUGGGUUGUAGCCAAUGUUAUUUCUACUCAGAGUAAACCCACUGAAAUGAAUCGACAUGACUAGCUUAGCCCCAUUAAUUCCAAUGCCUUACAGGCCUCUUCCAAUUCCUUCACUGGGGAUCUGUUUGCAGGCCUGUUGCCUGCUGCGUUUACCUCCAAAUCUUUUCCCUGGAAUGCUUCUGAAUCUGAGGCAGGGAGGGCAACCAAAAUGAUCAAAGGUCUGGAAACCAAGCCUUAUGAGGAACGGUUGAGGGAUCUGGGUAUGUUUCGCCUGGAGAAGAGGGGACUGAGAGGAGAUAGGAUAGCCAUCACUAAAUAUAUUAAGAGUUGUCACAUGGAAGAUGGAGCACUCCUGCUCUGGAGGGGAGGACUCCAACCAGUGGCUUUAAGUUACAAGAAAAGAGAUUCCAGCUAAACAUCAGGAGGAACUUUCUGACAGUAAGAGGUGUUGAAUGGACUCAGAAGGUGGUGCACUCACCUUCCUUGGUGGCUUUUAAGCAGAGAUGGGAUGGCCAUCUGUCAACGAUGCUUUAGUUGAGAUUAUUGCAUUGCAGGGGGUUGGACUAGAUGACCCUCAGGACCCCUUCCAACUCUACUAGCUAGCUAUUAUUCCUAGCUCUGGGCUUAGGGAAUAUAUUGUUUCCAGCUGCGGCGUUUUCCGUUUAUGGGUCCCUCCUGCUGCAAAUGCAAAACAAACAUUAGCAGCAUCAAUAGAUGCUUAUUCUGUCAGGGAAUAAAUGCAAAAAAAUGUAAUUGCACACUGCACAUUAAAGGAAAAGCUCAUUAGCAGUAAAUGCUUUGAAACAAACACUGGGGGAAAGGUGCUUUCAGGAAAGGCAUCACCAAAUGUUCUGCACCGGUGCGGGCAGUAAUAGAUGUCAACAGUAGCAGAAUGUAAGCAUCAUAGCCAGACACUGGAGGGACCUGUCAGAAGUAAGCAUGGACCAAUGGUACCAAAUAGUAUGGGAAACAGCCCUACUUGAAAAAUUAACCAAUAAACUGAAACCGACACGGGGACAAAUAGAAGAUGACACCUUCACCCUGGUAUGGCUCCCCUUUAUCACAUACACAGCCCAACAAGACAACGACAAAAACCCACCAACAGCAUACAAAUCAAUAUGGCUAACCUGAUCCAAAACACCCACCCACCCCACUCACACACGAAAACAAAGAUCACCACAGCCAACCACAAAUGAAUAACCACACCCUCAGCCAAUCCCAACCUCUCUCACCACCAAAGGAACACAAGCGAACAGCAAAGAACCUGCACAAGCAAUGCUGACACCAAACCCUACAUAUAGUAGUAAAGUAGAAACAUUGCCACCUGACCUCACCCCCACCUAUCUUUCCCCCCUCCACCUCUUUCCCCCUUUUCUUCCUAAUGUCUCAACAAAUGAAACUGAUUUGUAAAAAUGUUACAUGGGGAGGGGGGGGCAAGAGAGAGACAUUGCAAACACUUUUGUUAAUCAAGAAAAUCUUUAAUAAUUAAAGAACAGUAGCAGAAUGUCUCAUAAGGGGGCCUCAAAUAAACAAUCACUAGCUGCUCUUCCCCAAUAGAAACUUCUAAGGUCCCUAUGGAAAUCUGAGGGUACUUUGCAAGACCCAACCAUGUCAUUACAAUCUUAGUACCGACGAGCUCAGACCCGGAUGGCAGACUCAGGAGGGAGCUGAGUCAGAGGUUGGAGGAGAUGGAAGCAGUGGCGGAGGAACCCUCUCUGGCACCCGGGGCAGGGUAGCCCGUACGUAUUGCGCAUGUGCGGCUCUCUUGCACCAUCUCAUACGGGCAUCCGUACGGGCUGCCUCUUGCACGACGACCACACGGGCUGCUGCACAUGCGCACUCCAUUCAGGAUGCCAGACAUGCGCACUCCAUACAGGAUGCAGCACAUGCACAGUCCGUAUGGGAUGCUGCUCAUGCAACAGCCUGUACAGUCAUCGUGCAAGUGGCAGCCUGUACGGACUGUGCAUGUGUCGCAUCCUGUAUGGAGUGCGCACACGCGGCAGCCUUUGCAGUCAUCGUGCAAGAGGUAGCCCAUACGGAUGGUGCGAGAGAAGGUCAGCCCGUACGGACGCCAUGCGCCCUUGGCCGUUCUACAUCGGGGGGAGGGCAGGAGCCAUCUUGUCACACACACCCCCAGAAUGGCACCUGGGGCAGCCCGCCUCCCACUUCGUAUGCCCCUGGAUGGAAGCCUUUCCCUCUCUCCAAACACGUACGGCCCCAAAGUUGAGACAGGAGUUCCACCCUCUUCCCCGCUUCGUGUGGGGGAAAGAGUGCUGUCGGAGUCUGGGGAGGGCUCUGAGCCACAGCCUGGGGUGACUGAGCAGGAGGGAGAGGUGGAGGCCGGUCCAGCGCUCUCUCCCAGGGGAAGGCAGCACCUAUGGGGAGGCAGGAGACCCAACCAUCUAGAUGUAGCACCUGCUUGGAGGCAAGACCUGCAAGGAGAGAUUCUCAUGAGUAAGGACUGCACCCCACCUCAGCUUUAAAGCUUGGCUGGUGGGUGUGAAUACUUGUUGGAACAACUUCUCAGCUCCCACGAAGUCCGGGACUCCUUCUUGCUGAUCCUGGAUUCACAAGCCUUGGCCCUGGUUCUUAGGCUCACGCCCCAGGUGCCUUUCCACCUGCAUGCCUGUUUUUAUUGAAUUACCGCAUUUUUCGCUCUAUAAGACACACCAGACCACAAGACGCACCUAGUUUUUGGAGGGGGGAAACAAGAAAAAAAAUAUUCUGAAUCUCAGAAGCCAGAACAGCAAGAGGGAUCACUGCGCAGUGAAAGCAGCAAUCCAUCUUGCUGUUCUGGCUUCUGGGAUAGCUGCGCAGCCUGCAUUCGCUCCAUAAGACGCACACACAUUUCCCCUUACUUUUUAGGAGGAAAAAAGUGAGUCUUAUAGAGCAAAAAAUACAGUAGUUUCCUUGGGACCUUUGAAUCUGUUAGCUCAAAGGGCAGAGUGGUCUGUGCUGUCUGCUUUCCCUGCUGCUCAAUCUGUUCAGCUGCUUAAUUUGCCUGUUAGUUUGGGUCUCCCCAGGCCCAGUCCAUCCCUCUAAUCUUUACACAAAUGUGCCUGGCCCACAGUUUGGGAUUCGAUGUGUGAAAAUGCAGGUUAGGAGCACAAACUUUGUCAAUUUGGAAGGGGGGGGGAGAAGACUGUAAAAGGUGUUGAUAUGAAUCAGAAUAACUCAUGGGUUCCAGAACUGGCUGUUUCUGGGGGAGGCCAGGAUCAGGUCUUGGAGAGAGCAUUGCCCUUCUUUGGUGGUGAAAGCCCCAUGGGAUGGCUGGAUGGAUAGGUAGGACAGUGAACGCUUAGGGAGUUGAGAGUGGGGCUGUAUCCUGAGCAGUUCCGGAUUUACGUAUGAGCUAAACAAGCUAUAGCUUAGGGCCCCACUCUCUUGGGACCCCCCCCAAAAAAUUAAAGGAAAGAAAAAACUGGAUGUACAUUUCCAAAAUAUAAGAUAAAAAGCAAAGAAAAUAAAACCUACAUACAGCAACAGGGGCAAGUGGCAUUUGAUACCCAUUAGGUCCACAAAUGACCAUAUAUCAUAUAUUCAACACAAAAAGCAGCGACAAUUUGUUGUUGACAAAGGACAGCUGGACAUAGAAAGGGCCCCGUGACCUUCAUUAGCUUAGGGCCUCAUCCAACCUAAAUCCGGCCCUCAUCCUGAGUGACCCUCUCCUCCUUUUUCUGCUCCUCAUUAGUGUCCCCUGAAUGGAGCAGACUGUGAAGGGGGCUCUGCGCCCAGGUAGGUGUGCAUGGCUUUCCAGGGAGAGCGUGGGCGCAGGGACCUACGAAUCCCACACACGCCUUGAGAGGGUUGCGGGGAGGCAAUGGACGUGGGGCUCUAGGAAGCCCAGCCCCGCUUGGAGCAGCAUGGAGAUGUUUUGGGAGGCAGCAUUGGGAGAUGGAACAAGGGCACUGCUGGCAAACUGGCGUGGGUGGAAGUGCGAGGAGAGAGAGAGAGAGAGAGAGAGAGAGAGAGAGAGGUGCUUCCGCUUUGCUGCUACCAAAAAUGGGGCAAAACCAAACAGAAACGUUCAGUGCUGCACGACUUGGGGAAACGCAUGCUCUUGGGGGCAAAGAGUGCAACAGGCGACAGCCGAUGCAAUUUCAAAAGCUAAGGAAAAGAGGAUACUGGCAUGUUCUGAGUCUCCCUGCAGAUAUAUUAUCCAGUCCCUUUGCUUUUUCUUCCCUCUGUUGUUGCUGGAAUCUCUGGGUGACGGAAAGCAAAGGGAAAGGGAGGUGGCUGAGCUCAUGAUUUCCAUCUUUAUUGUUCUUCAUUGAUUUGCUUAUUCAUUAAAGUGUUUUAGUCUGCUUUCCCAUCUGCGUGAAUCCUAUGCAGUGAUUAUAGUAUAUAUCACAAAUGCCAAUGGGCAAGAGGAAUCAGUCUUGGCAUUUUGGGCGUGGUUAUGUGGGAGGGCAGGAAAGGUGAUCCACGUGAUCCCUUCAGACAAAGCAGUGAACCAGUGGAGCAUUCAGAAGUAUAGAUGUAACACGAUUUCCUGGUAAGCAUAAGCAUAAGCCUUAGGGGACAUUAGCAGAGCUAGCAUUGGAGUGCUCAGGAUGGGUGGCAGAAGGGGAUAUUUUAUUUUAUUUUAUUUUAUUUUUUAUAUUUUAUUUUAUUUUAUUUUAUUUUUAUAUUUUAUUUUAUUUUAUUUUAUUUUAUUUUAUUAUUGAUAGUGUAUCUGCCUGCAGUCUGCAGCACACCAGUAUUUUAUAGCCUUUUACAAGUUGUUAGGGCAACUUUAAAGUGGGACAGGGCAAAUUUCCAUAAGAUAUUACAUACACACAUACACACACACAAUAUCGUAGACUGACUUGUCCUUCCUUAAUUGGUAGUGACAAUAAUUAGCGUGGAUAAUUGGUGUCUGAGCUUGCAGGAAUGGGCCCAUAAAUAGAGAUAUUGCAGGGUAUUUUUAAGCAUGUAUAGUAGUGGGGAAUUCUCCUCCUCCAGCCCUUGUGAAUUGCCUUCUAGUGAGCUCAAAGUGUUGCCACUUUUCUGUUUGUCCAGCCUACUUCCCUUGGCCCACCUCACCCAUUCUGUGCCCCUUCUUAGUAAAGGCAAGCAAUUGCAGGUGAUGGAAUCAUUUGAAAAAACCAAACACAGCAAAUCCCCCUCCACUGAAGCUUCACAAAGCAGUGAGGUUUCUGAGGGGGGCAGCGGGAGGGAGGGAGGGAGAAGCAUCCAUGGCUGGAAAGUCAGAUGGCGCAGAAUGCAGAAAAUAUCAACUUGGGCGUGCAGUUACUAUUUUGGAAAUAUGGAUGUUUUUAUUUAAAUGUAAAUACUAUUUUUUUAAAAAAUCACAUUUAAAUUAAAGUACAUUUAUCACAAUAUUGCUUCGUAGUGUGGGUUUUAUUUUAAUGGAAGGCUAAGCCCUCCUCUUUGCAUGAUUAAAAAUGCCCUUCCCCAGUGAAAAAUUCUUUUUAUAAAAGCAUGGCGAGAGAUCUGUUAUGCACCUUUGGCCCAAACAGCUACAGUUGGGCAGAAGCAAUAAACACCUAAAAGCAGAAACAUAAUUUAUUUAAGUAGUCUGAGCUACUUUUUCUUUUCCAUCUAGGCAUCCCUGCGAGAUAGGCCAGCAUGGGACAGAAUGAUUGUCCAAGUCCCCUGGCAGCCUUCACAGCUGAGCUGGGAGCUGAAUCCAGGUUUCCCUGGUUGAAGUUCCACUCCAGCCUCUGCACCAUAAUACUAGUGAGGUGCCUUGCAAGUACUUAGGCAUCUAGGGUUCAGUUCUGUGCAUGGAAAUAUUCUCAUCACAACAUACAUAUACCGUAUUUUUUGCUCUAUAAGACUCACUUUUCCCUCCUAAAAAUUAAGGGGAAAUGUGUGUUCAUCUUAUGGAGCAAAUGCAGGCUGCACAGCUAUCCCAGAAGCCAGAACAGCAAGAGGGAUUGCUGCUUUCACUGUGCAGCGAUCCCUGUUGCUAUUCUGGCUUCUGAGAUUCGGAAUAUUUUUUUCUUGUUUUCCUCCUCCAAAAACUAGGUGCGUCUUGUGGUCUGCUGCAUCUUAUAGAGCGAAAAAUGCGGGUAUAUGUGUGUGUUUUUCUAUGUCCACGUCAGCUGUAGCCUAGGCAGAGGAGCAGCUGCCACCUUGGGGAGCAGCCACUGGUUUUUGGUGCGCAGGUGCCCCCUUGGGAAGGAGAGGUGGGCUCUGCUGGCAAAUAAAGGAAAUCUGGCUGAAAUGAAAACUGGUACUACGAUCCUGUAGGGUGUGGGGUCGGGGGUAUGUUUGUGCAUAUGCACAUGUGCAAAAAACCAAACCAAACCAGAGGUAAACAGAAAGACAGAGUUCUUUAGACUGGCCUAAGCUAUAGGCUUGGUUUGCACAUGAAGGUAAAUAAGAUGAAAGAAUCCUGGAGGAGGUAGACUGUAUAGCCAUUUCAGACUGUAAGUGGGAGGAAUGCCAAUUUUUUAAAAAAAUAUAUAUCUGCAGGUAAAAAAACAAAACCUUUCGGGAGAAAUUUUCUCUCUAGCCUUUUCUCUCCUUUGCUGUGUUUUCUGCAUGUAAAGAUUUUCCUAAUGUAGAAGAGUAGUCACACAUCUGAUCCCUCUUCUACAGUCUGAAGUGUUAGCAUUCACUUUGCCCCAUCUGGACUCGGUUAUAUAUCAGUCCAGCCUCAUUCUGUUGUCUGGACCAGGCCUCAGUCUUUUUGCCUGGCAUAUAGUAAUACAAUGGGAAACGGGUGGCGCUGUGGGUUAAACCACAGAGCCUAGGACUUGCCAAUCAGAAGGUCGGCGGUUCGAAUCCCCGCGACCGGGUGAGCUCCCAUUGCUCUGUCCCUGCUCCUGCCAACCUAGCAGUUCAAAAGCACGUCAAAGUGCAAGUAGAUAAAUAGGUACCACUCCGGCGGAAAGGUAAACGGCGUUUCCGUGCGCUGCUCUGGUUCGCCAGAAGCAGCUUAGUCAUGCUGGCCACAUGACCCAGAAGCUGUAUGCCGGCUCCCUCGGCCAAUAAAGCGAGAUGAGCGCUGCAACCCCAGAGUCGGCCACGACUGGACCUAAUGGUCAGGGGUCCCUUUACCUUUACCUUUAUAGUAAUACAACUCACCUAACCCAUGAGGACUAGUGCUUUGCUUGACUCUCUAGUCAGUUGCAGACCUUGGGUCCUCAACUUUCAGCGGUGCCCUGCGCAGCACCAAAAUUUGGCACCCUCUCGCCUUGCAUUCUGCAUCCUAGUGGUGCCACACACCCCCAAGCUUCUGUGCCCAGAGUGUCUGAACCAGCGGUGCUCCCCUAACUCUGCCUCUGCUCCAGUCCUCACUUCUGGUACUUCUUCUGUGAGGAAUGCAGCGCUGCAAUAAUGGAAAAGACUGGUGAGGAAGAUGGCUCCUAAGGGUGUGUACUCCCAGGCAUGAUUUGCCUGAAGUUUGGCCAUAGCAGCUUCUCACACUGCGCACUGUGUCUCUAUGCAUGUUUAAUCCUCUUCCCUCGCCUUCCUUUUUAUUGUUGUUGUUGUUGUGUUGUGCAGAUCUCCGGCCUCUGCCUGACGUAGCCAUGACAGGGAACUGCACCCGGGAAUGCACAGAGUUUGGUCACUCUGACACCUGCUGGAUGCCAGGUCAGUCCUCUCCAAGCCGGAGGCCCAAGAACGCCCUCAAACUCUCCACAUUUGUGCCUUAUCAAGACAGAGGGAGUCAAGAACAAGUUGGGAAUGGCAGCCCCAGACUCUCAGAAGAGCGCAACACCAAAAUGGCUAACCUCCACCUGCUCCCCACGUACAGUGCCUUCUCCAACAGUAGCCAUGAGCCCUGCAAGGACUCCCCCAUGGAGGAAAUCCCUCUGACCCAGACCUCGGACUUCCAGGCAGCCACCACACCAUCGUCCCAAACUGCCAAGCGGGAGAUCUACCUGUGAGAUGAAGAGGACCGUGGAAGGUGCCUGCGAAACACCUCAGACCAGUGUCUGGAUUUCAAAGAAGAAUAAAAAGAAGGGACUUUUCAAACUGUGAUGCUUUAUCGCUCGCAUUGGUGGUUCUGUGCCUGCCAGGUGAGAAUGCCUUGCCCGGGCCCUGGGCACAGGAACCCUUUUUUAUGAACUCAUUGCUCCCAGGGCAAGAGAACCGAUGUCAACAUGAAUUACCAAGCUCUCAGUAGAGUGGUCCCUAGAUGCCUGGAAAGAGGGAGAGAGGAACGUAGCGAAGAGGUCUUGGCCUCAUGGCUUCAGGGCUGGGGGUGGGGGGAAGGGCUGAGUUACCAAAGGUCCACGUAGACUUGGUGGAGUCCAUUGGGCACAGGGCCAAGGGCACCUGGCACAGGUCCAGGGGGAAAAGCUGCCUCUCUUGUUACUGUAGACUCCUGUAAAUAUGAAUCUUAGGAAUGACAUUUGCGUCCUGCCUGAUCAGAAGUUUUAUUGUCCUUGAAACAAAAAGACUUUGAAACAAAACAAAACCACAGGGAGCAAUUUCCAGCUUGAAUCUUUCACCACACAGAAGAGCACAUGGGAGCAAGUGCUUCCAAGCAGCCCACCCUCGCCUUCCACAGUGUAAAAAAGGAUGGGGCACUGGCUGGUGAGGGGAGAGCUCUGGCCGGUCGCCAGGACUGGGCGGAAGGGCAUUGCAGAGCUUUCAACCCCAAUCUCUUUCCAGACUUCAGCAACUCUUCUCGUCACAUGUGAGGAGGAGCCUUAGAGCUGCUGGUUGUGGCUUUCAUCUGGUCCUCCUUUGCCCCUGCCCCCUGGACAGUGGAGCUAAGGCCAGCUGGAAAGGUGGAAGAGACGUCCAACCCCCAAACUUCCCAGUAUCUCUUCUGCCUCACGCGAGGCAGGGAACUCCCAUGGGGUCACUGGGCCCCAGCGCCAUGAUCCCGGCCUUUGAAAAGUCUGCCUGUAAGCCACCAUUGCCUUUGUGAAUGGAGCUUUGACUCAGGGUCACAUUGGGGGCCACGAGGCCUCUGUAUGCUGGAGUCACCCCCCUCCCUCCCUCUGCCUUGAGACCAGAGAGCCAGCCUCAAGGGCUCCAAUGUUCUCUUUGGGUGCCACAGGUUUAGCCACAUAGGAACUCUCUGGUGGUAUCGUGGUUCCAGCAGGGCCCUAUAACAAAUAGUGGAACUACCCUUGGAAGCAUUGAUCCCCGCAGUGGGUUGUCCCCUUGGAUGGGUGAAAAGACCAGCCCCAAUUGGGCGGCGGGCACUCUUCCACCUCCAGCCACCCAUGGGCUGCUCAAGUAACUUGGUUCUUCAGUUGCUCGUAGGUGUCCUGACUUAAUUGGACCUGGCUCCAUAUAGCCAAGAGCUCGUGGCCAUCCCUGCCCAUCAACGUGUCCACCCUGUGAGCGGUGGGGCUUCACUCCAAUCUGCAUGGCAAUGGAGGAUACAACUGUUUGUCCCGCACAACAUUCAUUGGUACAAACUCCAGUGUGGGACCUCUGUUCACCUGACCACUGAUACUUCUUGGGCCCGGCUCAGCCCUCUUGGUCCCUGCAUUGGACUUGGUUCUUCUGGUGCCCAUAGACCCUGCCCCCUCCCCACAUUUUGCCAUGGGUCAUGGAUGUGUUCUUCUUAGCUGGGCUGCAGGAGGCAGACUGGUCGUCACCCUUUGCUGUGUCUCUGUUCAACUUUCUCUGUUGCAUGGAUCUGGGGAGAAGGGGGGGAAGCACCUCGUGGUAUCUGCAGGGAUACUUCUCCUUAGCUUUUGUGGUACAGUUGUGUGUGUGCGUGUGUGUCCGGGCUGACAGUCUGGAAGCAGGUAGGUGGGGAGGGGCAGUCUCCAAGUUCCUCAGACUGAACAGCCAGGCCAGAGCCAGAAGCUUUAUAGGACCCUCUUGUCCCAUUGUGUCAUCUGGCUCCCGCCAAGUAGGUUGCUAAACUAUCAUCUUCUGACCAUCGGCAUUGGUGACACCAAAGUGUAGAACAGAGCAAACAAGCAGCUUCCUUCAACGGCUGCCACCAACCAGAGAAUUAGGUGUCUGGAGUACUAGAGUCCUCCAUUUGCGAUCCCUGGUGACUUGCAGUCUGCACGAGAGCAAAGGACUUUCCUGGUCUUUUGCCUACACUCUCUGAGACUCAGGGCUGGUCCAGAAGCAACUCACAGAUGGUAGGGGGUGCCUUGCACUACCUAUUUAUUCUGGUACCAAGAGGCUGGGUGGCCAGUGGUGAGCUUUGACCUCAAAGGAGCUGGAAACGGCUGUUCUUUCCAUACCCACUCAAACACAAGCUUAUAUCUGCUCUGCCCAGGGAUCAAAGGGAUUUCAGCCACCCAUCCUGAACCAUACAUUGUCCUUUCCAGACACUUUAAAGUGCCACUCUAAGGUGGAGAGGGGGCAGGACCCUCUUGCUCUUCCAUAUUCGUACUUCCCUGCUGUGGAAGGCAUAGAUGGGAGCCAGGCUCACUCACCAGAGAAUACCUGUGGUUCCCAGGUAAGGUUACCUUAUUUCAUUUUUAAUAAUAAUAAUAAUAAAAAUGCCUAUGGAAUGGGACAUUCAAAUAGGCCUGUCCAUAAGUUGGGCCUGCUGAAAGAAAGCAAAAAGAACACAAUGGAAAAGCCCAAGCCUUUCGCUUGACAAUGGGCAUUUUAAGGCUGCCCUCAGCUGAACGCUGCUCCCAUCCUUGGAUGCAUUUGCCACAGGGCUCCAUGGAGCAAAAUGAGCAUGUACCAAGCAGGCUAGGGUUGCUUGUCCCCUUCUCAGUUAGGCAAAGGCCGAUACGUGAAUGUGAAUGACAGGCUGGAUCAAUCCACACUGGUGUAUCUGAUGGUAUCUGACAUGGUGUGUGUGUGUGCGCGUGUGUGUGUGUGUGUGUGUGUGUGUGUGUGUGUGUGUAAAGUCUUCCACCUCUUCCCUCUUGGUUUGCCCCUGGAAAAUCGGAUAAAAGAAGGCGGAGGGAGGAAAGAGAAGGGGGCUUGGUCUCUGGUCCCAUGAAGGAAAACCAUGAGGAAAACCACGUUCAAGACAUAGCUGCCUCCCGCGUGCGGCAGAAGAGGUGAGGAUGUUUUGGGGGGACAGCGGUAGUGCCAUUGGGCUGAAAGGCCACGGAAUAGGGAGGUGCCACAGGGUGGUGCAGGCGAUCUCCAAGAGCCCAGGUGCCACCAGGAGAAGCUCAUUUUGCACAAGUCAAAGCCAGAAGGAGAGAGCCUAUGUGCGCAGAGAUGGGGUGGGGAAGGAGGAGGAGCUCAAGGGUCCUGGGCUAGACAAGCACAUUGAAGGGCGAGGGGGGAGGGAAGGACACUUUUGAGCACUGCACUAGGACAAGCCAGGGGUAAAACCAAAGGUGGGAGGCCAGGCACAGGCCAGCUGUGUAAGAUGGAGCCAAGUGACCCCUUUGUAGCUCUUCGUGUUGGUUCUAUUUAUAUGAGAUUUCAGUUCCUUGCUUGUGAUGCCUUGUUUUUUGUACAGUUUUAUGUACAUGCAGGUGUAGCUUUUUCUAAAAGGAGGAAUCCUACGGCAGAAUAAAGAGUACCCAACUAUUUUUCAGAUGGUGACCUAUGUUUAGGCGCUGCCUCUCUUGCUAAGGUUGUAUUGCUCUCAAUGUGAUGCAUUCCCCUUGCACUGGGAAGGCUUUGGGCCCGGGGCUUCGUUCUCCCCAGGCGCCAUGAGCACAAUUGAUUCCCUUGUAAUCCUUUUUGUUUGGAACAGUGAGCAUGACACCUCGUGAGCCCUUUUCUGUUCUCUUCCAUUCUGUUUGUUUGCUGAGCUGUCAGAUGACAAACUCCACUGUAAUUAGCCCUCCCAAAGCUUUACAAUAAAAAUGUGAAAACCUUC
This is a messenger RNA of Podarcis lilfordi (Lilford's wall lizard), 80316 nucleotides long. The record is from the annotation of a GenBank genome assembly. Lineage: Eukaryota; Metazoa; Chordata; Lepidosauria; Squamata; Lacertidae.